Messenger RNA from Podarcis lilfordi (Lilford's wall lizard), 50276 nucleotides. NCBI's taxonomy places the organism in Eukaryota, Metazoa, Chordata, Lepidosauria, Squamata, Lacertidae. The record is from the annotation of a GenBank genome assembly.
GAGGGCGGCGCCGGGAGCACAGCUGGGCGCGCUUGCGCAGUGAAGGAAGCGAGCGGGCGGAACCGUCGAGGCCGUGGCCGCCCUGAUGGGGGAAAAAUUAGCCUCGGGGAUAACCAGCGUGCUCUGGUCUAAUUGGUGCAUGGAAGGGGUUAAAAGCGUAGAAUAAACUAUUUCAUACUGAUAUAGGGACACAAUAAAAAUAUAUAGUGACAUACAAAAAAACCCCGCAUUUUAGUAUAGUGGUACCUCAGGUUACAUACGCUUCAGGUUACAGACUCUGCUAACCCAGAAAUAGUGCUUCAGGUUAAGAACUUUGCUUCAGGAUAAGAACAGAAAUCGUGCUCUGGCGGUGCAGCGGGAGGCCCCAUUAGCUAAAGUGGUGCUUCAGGUUAAGAACAGUUUCAGGUUACGAACAGACCUCUGGAAUGAAUUAAGUACUUAACCUGAGGUACCACUGUACUGUAAAUAUAAGUUAACAUGAAGCCCCCUCCUCACCUUCAAGCCCAUGGUCUUCCAGAAAAUGGCUGUGAAGAACAGCAAAUCUUGAGUUCCUAUACGGCCACUGGUCCCAUCACCUCCUGGCAAAUAAAAGGGGAAGAAAUGGAGGCAGUGAGAGAUUUUACUUUCUUGGGCUCCAUGAUCACUGCAGAUGGUGACAGCAGCCACGAAAUUAAAAGACGCCUGCUUCUUGGAAGAAAAGCAAUGACAAACCUAGACAGCAUCCUAAAAAGCAGAGACAUCACCUUGCCAACAAAGGUCCGUAUAGUUAAAGCUAUGGUAUUCCCAGUAGUGAUGUGUGGAAGUGAGAGCUGGACCAUAAAGAAGGCUGAUCGCCGAAGAAUUGAUGCUUUUGAGUUCUGGUGCUGGAGGAGACUCUUGAGAGUCCCAUGGACUGCAAGAAGAUCAAACCUAUCCAUUAUUAAGGAAAUCAGCCCUGAGUGCUCACUGGAAGGACAGAUCCUGAAGCUGAGGCUCCAAUACUUUGGCCACCUCAUGUGAAGAGAAGACUCCCUGGAAAAGACCCUGAUGCUGGGAAAGAUGGAGUGCACAAGGAGAAGGGGACGACAGAGGACGAGAUGGUUGGAUAGUGUUCUCAAAGCUACUAGCAUGAGUUUGACCAAGCUGCGGGAGGCAGUGGAAGACGGAAGUGCCUGGCGUGCUCUGGUCCAUGGGGUCAUGAAGAGUCAGACACGACUAAACGACUAAACAACAACAACAUACCAAUAAUCUAGGGAUUCACACCACUUUGGAACUAAACUGAUUUUUUUUUACUGUCUCUGCAGCCUUUCUAGCUCAUGCACGGCAAAGCACAUGAACCUGACUUUUGAAAAGUUUGUAAGCAAACCAGUUUUCAACUAACCAAACAUCUUCUCCCUAUGCUGGAGGAAGAGGGACAUUUUUGGACUGGCUUGGAAGGGCAUAUUUUAAACGUCUUAACAACCUAGAUUUCUACAUUUUACUUUGCUGUGUAUUUUGUGACUUUGAAUCUCUGCUGGGGUUGUGUCACCAAAGAGUACUGGGAUCUUGGAAUCCAGGAAUUCUCCUUUCUAUAUCUAUAUUUGCAGCAACACAAGCCAGGAACCAGCAAUUUUGGUGAUUUAGUGCAGAAGGUACAGGGCAAUGCACCAAAUAAACGCAAAUAUCCCGAUUUGUUUAAUAAAUAAGGUAUCUAAUUGGUAUUGAAUAUUUUGAACCAUCAAAUGUAAUUUAGAAGCGUCUAUUGCAUCGCUCUUAAGUUAUUCCAGUGCUUUUGACAUUCACUCAACAGGACAUUUCAAGGCAUCAGAAAAGUUUAUUUGUAGAGACCAGCUGGAUAUAAAUGUUGCCUGCAUGCUUUUACAUUUCCAUAAUAAUAAUAAUAAUAAUAAAUUUUAUUUAUAUCCCGCCCUCCCCAGCCGAAGCCGGGCUCAGGGCGGCUAACAACAAUAAAACAGUACAAAAGUACAGCAUAAACAACAGUCUAAAAUCAUUCGUUAUAAAAUUAAUUAAUUCAAGCCACUGGCAACCAUUGGGCCAGAGCUCCGCGAAGAUUGCCGAGGGAGGGAGUCAGGCUGUGCCCUGGCCAAAGGCCUGGUGGAACAGCUCUGUCUUGCAGGCCCUGCGGAAAGAUGUCAAGUCCCGCAGGGCCCUGGUCUCUUGUGACAGAGUGUUCCACCAGAUCGGAGCCACAGCCGAAAAGCCCUGGCUCUAGUUGAGGCCAGCCCUAACUUCUCUGGGGCCUGGGACCUUCAAGAUGUUUUUAUUCGAAGACCGUAAGUUUCUCUGUGGGGCAUACCAGGAGAGGCGGUCCCGUAGGUACGAGGGUCCUAGGCCGUAUAGGGCUUUAAAGGUUAAAACCAGCACCUUAAACCUGAUCCUGUACUCCACCGGGAGCCAGUGCAGCUGGUAUAGCACCGGGUGAAUGUGAUCUCGCAGCGAAGACCUCGUAAGGAAUCUCGCUGCAGCAUUCUGCACCCGCUGGAGUUUCUGGGUCAGUCUCAGGGGCAGCCCCACGUAGAGCGAGUUACAAUAAUCCAGUCUGGAGGUGACCGUCGCAUGGAUCACAGUGGCUAGGUCAGGGCGAGAGAGGUAAGGAGCCAACUGCUUAGCUUGGCGGAGAUGGAAAAAUGCCGCCUUUGUUAUAGCUGCAAUCUGCGCCUCCAUGGAAAGGGAGGUGUCGAAGAUUACACCCAAACUCUUAACGGACGGUGCUGGCACUAAUUGCGCCCCCGCAAGAGAUGGGAGUUGCCCCCAAUCCCAUAUCGCCCCGUCCCAGCCACAGGACCUCUGUCUUCGAAGGAUUUAGCUUCAACCGGCUCCCACGAAACCAUCCAGCCACAGCUUCCAAACAUCUAGUCAGUGUGUCUGGGGCCGAGUCAGGAUGGCCAUCCAUCAACAGAUAGAGUUGGGUGUCAUCGGCAUACUGAUGGCAACCCAGCCCAAAACUCCGAACAAGCUGGGCGAGGGCGCAUAAAGAUGUUGAAAAGCAUCGGGGAGAGUAUCGCACCCUGAGGUACUCCACACACCAAGGAGUGGCGCGAUGACAAUUCCCCCCCAAGCGCCACCCUCUGUCCCCGACCAGAGAGAAACGAGCGCAGCCAUUGAAGGACUGUGCCCUGGAUCCCCACGUCGGCAAGGCGGUGGUCUAGAAGUUCGUGAUCGACCAUGUCGAAAGCUGCUGACAGAUCUAGAAGAAUCAGCAGCCCCGACCCGCCUCGAUCCAGCUGUCUACGAAGAUCAUCUGUUAGGGCAACCAGAGCCGUCUCGGUCCCAUGACCAGUGCGGAAGCCGGACUGGAAUGGAUCCAGAGCCGAUGUUUCAUCCAGAAAACCACCAAGCUGUUCAGCAACCGCUCUCUCAAUCACCUUACCCAGGAACGGAAGAUUCGAAACCGGGCGGUAAUUGGAUAGAUCUAAAGGAUCUAAUGAUGUUUUCUUUAAGAGCGGGCGCACCACUGCCUCCUUCAGUUCCCCUGGGAAUGUCCCCGUGCCAAGGGACAAAUUGAUGAUAUCCCCCAGGAGGGCCCGCACCUCGUCUGGACACGCUCUAAUCAGCCAAGACGGGCACGGGUCGAGAGGACAGGUGGUGGGCUUUCCAGCUCGGAGGAGUCUGUCCACAUCGGCUGGGGAUAUCCGGUCGAAGUGGUCCAAUACUGGACCCGAGGACAGUCGAGGGGCCUCCAGUUCCUUUAUUGUAUCCAAAUUGGCCGGGAGGUCAUGGCGGAGCAACAAGACCUUCUCCGCAAAAAAGCUCGCAAAUGCCUCACAGCUGUGUGUCAAAUUGUUAUUUAAAUUUGGCUGUCCCUCAAGGGACGUUAAAGACCUGAUUAUACUAAAUAAUUGCGCCGGGCGAGAGCUUGCGGAUGCAAUGGAGGCCGAGAAGUAUGACUUCUUAGCAGCCUUCACCGCCAUCUCGUAGGUUUUCAUAAAAGCCCUAUAAGAUGUUCUUGAGGCUCCGUCACGGGCACCCCGCCAUACUCGCUCUAGCCGUCUGAGGUCCCGCUUCAUUUUCCGGAGCUCCUCGGUAAACCAGGGAGCCCGGUUUCUGCGGGGUCGCAGAGGGCGCUUAGGUGCGAUCUCAUCGAUGGCUGCCAGGAGCUGGGUAUUCCAGCCCUCAACAAGCUCAGUCAAUGAGUCGCCAGGGGAGCAAGGUCCCGCAAGGCUUGGCGGAAUCUAUCAGGGUCCAUCAGCCUCUGCGGGCGAGCCCAAAUCGGCUCGCCACCUAAGCAGGGUGGGGGUGGAAAGUCAAUCCUGGCUUUCAGAGCGUAGUGAUCAGACCAUGGCACCUUCAUCGAAGGAGACAUGAUCACAUCUAUACCUACGCCAAAGAUCAAAUCCAGCGUGUGGCCUGCUUGAUGUGUGGGGCCCGAAACAAACUGGGAGAGCCCUAGUGUCGCCAUGGAAGACACCAGGUCCAGAGCCUGUGAGGAGGGAGUGGCAUCAGCAUGGAUGUUAAAGUCCCCCAAUACCAAUAGGUUAGGGAACUCCAAGGCCCAGCCGGCCACCGCCUCCAAUAGGCCUGACAGGGUGGCUGCUGGUGCGCUAGGUGGCCGGUACACCAGCCAGACAGCCAAGCUCUCCUCGGAGCCCCACACUAGGCCAACACAUUCAAUGCCGGGGAUCGAUGGCGAUGGUAGAGCCCUGAAAGGACAAUCUUCCCGGAUUAAUAAUGCCACCCCUCCCCCCCGGCCCACAGUCCGCGACUGGUGGAGGACGGAGAAACCCGGGGGCGCCAUCUCUCGUAAGGUAACUGUUGCCCCUUCGCGCACCCAGGUCUCCGUCACACAAGCCAGGUCGACCCCCUGCGAGAUAAAGAAAUCUCGCAGGGUGGCGGGUUUAUUGCCUAUAGACCUGGCAUUGCACAGCACCAGUGACGGAGGUGAGUAAUCCUUGCUCACCCUACCCUCGUCCCUUGGGAUGGGGCGCAGAUUGGAAGGGGUACGAGCGUAUCCAUAUCUCGAUCCCCUUCGCCUAUAACAUCUGCCCCCACCGCCAUACCUCCCUCGCCCCUCCACGGUAGCAAUCCCAGGCCUCAUGGUCGCCUCCAUUGAUGGUAUUCUUUCGCAGCCUAAAACAAUAAAACCUUAAAACAAUAAAAACAAAAAACAAAACAACCCAGAAAACAAUAAAACAAUACAAAUAAAAACUGCAAAAAUUACAAAUUCAUCAAAAUCUAACAAAUUCCCAAGCCCACCCAAACAUCCAUCCCACCCCAUAUAUAAAAAUCUAAAGGGAAAGGAAAAUAUUUAAUAAUAAUAAUAAUAAACAUGUUAAAAGAACUCUGCACCCCUCCGGGUCCUCCUGGGCAGUAGCAGCAUCAGUGGCAACAACCAUACUUGUGAAGCCCCACCCUGGGCCAGAUAGUAAGUGGCAGGAGCAGUCCUUGUGAGGCCUGCCAAAAGAGCUAGAGAGAUUAUUAUUUUUUUAGAGAACAAAAAGCUGAAAAUUCAGACAAAGGCCUGAAAUAGCUUAAGGAGAUGAAAAUGAUGGAAUAUAUGGAGCUGGCUGACCUUACUGGAAGAAUCCGCAACCAGAAAGAAGAAGAACAUCAAGAGUGGAAGAAAUUUAAAGACUAUUUGAACAAAUAUUGUAACAUUAAAAAUUAGAAACUACUUGAAACUACUAAAUAGGUCUAGGAUGAAAGUAAGAGUUGUAAAAUAAUUGAGAUUCAGAACUUCGAAAAGUUAAGAAAUUAGAACUUAAUUGGAACAUUGUGUUUUAAUAAUGAUAUUAGAAAACCGCUACAUUUAAAUACAAGGAAAUUCAGAUGGGAGGGCUCAAAGGAAGUCCAAACUAUGGUAAUGACGUUAGAAGUUUGAGCAGCUAAUUAAUUUGUAUGGUCUGGGUGUUUGUCAAUAUGUAUUUUUAUUUUCUUAUAUUCUUUUUUGUUUAUAUUUGUGAUUUUGUCUUUAUUUUUUGUUGUCGUGUGUGGUAUAUUUGUAAGAAACUUAAUAAAAAUUAUUUUUUUAAAAAAAUGAAAUAGCUUAAGGAGGCCAGCAGAAUUUUGCCUACAGGGGUGUAAAGGCUGGAUCUACACCUGCAGCAGAAUUAAGUGUCAAUGCACUUGGGGAAAAUGCGUGAGAUGAAUCAAGGAUGGGCAGGCUUCAGACUUGUGUGAUAAACCACAACAGCAGCCCCACAACCUCAAGCUCUGCCAGGCAGAGUGAAGUGCAAAAAGACCCGAGCACAUUCUGAACCGUGGGAAUUGGUUUCCAUGUUCAGAACUGAACUCCCUCCUUUUCUCACUCCUGCCUCUGACCCGGUUUCCCUUCGGGAAGAAAAGGCACGUGGCGUCUCCCUCGAACUCGGAUCUUCUUCCCUCACGCUCGCACACCCCAUCCUCACGUUAUAUUAGACACCCGAAGCGGGAAGAGCAGAGCCGGUGGGUGAACUGGGACUCGGGACCCUCUAUUCCGCGGCAGCUCUCAGAACAAGAGGGCGCAGGAGCAUGGCAAGAGCGCGCCGGUUGGGAAGCGGGAAGAAGCCAGCUUUCUAAAUCCCGCGGCCGGGCGGCGUCGGGCUUCGUAGGCCGCCGCCACCGGCUUCCAUUGGUUGCCAGGCAACCGAGGCGGCGUCCGCGAGGGCGGCCAUUUUCUCUCGCUCGGGACGGGGGAAGCGUCUCUCUCUCUCUCUGCGGAAGGUGAGAGAAGCGGCGUCUCUCUCCAUCUCUCGGGUCGUCGUUCAGGUGAGUGCCAGACUCACCUGCUGGAUCAGGCCAUUGGCCCAGCCAGCCCAGCCUCGCAGGAGCCCGUCGUGGGAGAGAAGCAUUUCUCCACAUGAACUUCUAUCAGGGCGCCAAUUUGAAUUUUAAAUAUUUUUUUUUUUGGGGGGGGGGGUUGUCAGCUAAGCCCUGUCCCGCAUAAUGAAUCACACGAUGCAGCACACAAACACCAUUUCAAUGGCCAUCAACUUUUUUUGGGGGUGGGGUGGGGAGGGCAGCUUCCCCAAAUAUUUUAUGGGGGGGGGGAGGGCAAAGGGACCUCGACCCCUAGGUGUGGGAUCCGAGGACUUCUGUCAUGUUGCCUCUUCAUCGCUUUUCCUAGUCUAACCCAAGUGGUUCCGAACCUUUUUUUUGGCCAUGCCUCACCUAAGCAUCUCUAAAAUCCUGAUGACCCGCCCCCCCCCCCGACAUAUAAUUCUUAUUAUUCAAAAAGUGAUCUCCUAUUCACGUGGAGUAAGCCUAAAAGGCCAUAAACCUGGUCUGAACAAGCUCGAAUUGCCACCCCUUAAAAAUCAAAUUGCCCCCCUGUUGGGAAGCACGUCUGCAACUCUUCCUUACAGGGGAGUUACUCCACCCCCUUGAUCAUUUUGAUGGCCUUUUUUCCUGAAGCUUUUCCAGCUCCUCCUUCAGGUGAGGUGACCAGAACUGUACGCAGUACUUCAAAUAGGUCACCCCACAGAUUUGGAUAAUUGGCAUUAUGAUAUUGGCCGUCCCCUCCCCAUUUCUUUCUAGUGUGGAAUAUGCCUUAUUUUUUUUAUGGCCACCUCACACUGGGUCAGCAUCUUCAUUGAGCUAUCUAGUAUGACCUGGCAUCAUGAAUGUGGAGUCUCAACUUAAUAUUUAGUGUGUAAAUAUUAAGUUGGAACUUCUGGCAUAUUCUGAACUCCCAUGCCCCAGUAAACCUUUUCAGUGACAUCCAGACUUACAGUGGUCCUAUGCACAAGGACACCCAGGCAAGGAAACUAUUAUACCUCCUCCCCUGAAAUCUGGGAGCAGGGGUUAGAUACAACAGAGAGCCCAUAGUUUAGGGCUUUUGAAUUUUAAUUUUUUUAACAAUUGUGUUGUGAACUCAAGAGUACGUACCUCGAAAAAAGCAAACUGGCAUUAAAGAAUUAAAUGCAUAUUUUUGAAAAGAUAGAAAUUGAAAUGUCACAAAAUGUAUUUUAAUAGUAAGUGUAAAGAAACCUGGCAUUUAGAAUUCAACUUUGAAAGUUUCCCCCCUCAUCUUUUCAAAUACUACCUCCUCGGCAUAAAUCUUAGCAUAUACUAGUAGCAGCACUAGUGUAUUCAUGAAAAAUAGUAUUUAUACUUAGAUUAAACUGUAACUGAUGACAAUAUAUACCGUACAUUUAAUGAUUUACAGGAAUCCUGCAUGUGAAAAUGGCCAGCCAGCUGAAGCACAUUGAAAUUGUAGUCCAACAGCUUAAUCGUUUCAAUCCUGAAAAUGAGAGUGUUGGGCAUUUCUUGGAUGAAACAGCUGCUAAAACAUUCCAGGUAUGCAGAAUCCUACUUCAUCCUGCACAAUUUUCACAUUUUAAAUUGGCUUUCUUCCUUUCUUAGAACUAAGCAAGAUUAAUCUUAAUGUCACCAGAUAUCAAAAUGCUUUCAGUGGAUGGGGGGAGAAGUAGGAGCAAGCAAACUAGAUCAAAAUCCCAUGGUGGUGGUGGUGGGGGGGAGGAAUAAUCUGAAAUAUCUGGCUUGGCAUGUUGUUAGACUAGUCCUCUGAAAUAUUAAGUGCAAACACUUAAAGUUUGUUAUUUUUAAGCCUCUAGAUAAAUGCAUUAGUUAUAGGUGGGAUUUCCAUUUAAACUAGUAAGAAGAUUGUAUGCCUCUACUUUAGAAGAAGGAAAUUAAUUUUAGGAAUAGCACAGGAAUAUGGACAUAAACAAGCCUGAGUGUGAUGCAUUAAUGGAUGCCCAGGUGUCAGUUUCUGGACUGUGGGAAUUACCGUAUUUUUCGCUCUGUAAGACGCACCAGACCACAAGACGCACCUAAUUUUUGGAGGAGGAAAAUAAGGAAAAAAAUAUUCUGAAUCUCAGAAGCCAGAACAGCAAGAGGGAUCGCUGCGCAGUGAAAGCAGCAAUCCCUCUUGCUGUUCUGGCUUCUGUGAUAGCUGCGCAGCCUGCAUUCACUCCAUAACACACACACACAUUUCCCCUUACUUUUUAGAAGAGUAAAAGUGAGUCUUAUAGAGCAAAAAAUACAGUAUCUUAGAAGCUCCACUUGGUUUGGGAUGUAUGCCUACCAUUCCUAUCUUUGUCUCUGCUACUUUAUAUGAUGGAAAGAUAAGUGGGGAGGCAGGAGCAGUGGGGGAGGAGAUUCUUAAAAAUAAGAGUCCUCAGCCCUUUGUUGAUAUUGCCAUGAGAUCCAGGAGAAGUGUGGAUUCCAAAGUGGACCUACGUCGAAUCUGCUCAUUAAUCUUGGAAGUGCGGAUCAAGUGAGUCUGCUUUGGAAGCUGAAUUUGCCAAAUUCCUUUCCUAUGCCUAAUACGUUUACACAGAAAUCUCAUCCAUUCACCUUGACAGAGCAUUAAUCAAUCCUAUUUUGUCCCCUCUCCCCACAUCAUCUCUCUCCACAACUGUCAUCAAGUGGGUGAAAGGAAUAAUGCUUCUGUUUCUUAUCCCUAUUCCAUUUUUUCAUUUGCUCUUUCCCCAUUAAUCUCCUACUCCUAUUCUUCCCUGUUCCCCCUUUUCUGCCCGUUAGCCUCCUUUCAUCCUCUUCCAGGUCCUUAAUAUGCUCCAGAAGUGCUUCCUCCCUAGAACAUGUGAGAUCUUAAUCCCAGACUGACUGACAACCUUCCCUCCACAGAAAGAGACUGGACUGCAAAGCUGGUUGUCAAGCAAACCUUUGUUCCUUUAGCAGCUGGAACAUUUGAGAGUUCAGUGGCAACACAUUAGCUCACCCAUCCAUUGUCAGAGGGUUCUGUGCCACAAGCACAGAAUGUUUGCAUUGUUAUUUUCUACCACUGCAGAUGUUGCUGCAACAGGCCAGGGGGCAAUAGAAAGCUUGACCUGGUCCACAGGCCUGAGAUCCACUACCCUUCUCUAAACCCUGACUUGUUGUCUUGAUAAUUCCUAUUAGGAAGCUCAGAUUUUGCUGUGAGGAACUGUAGUUCUUGAUUAAUUAUCAAAAUAUAUGUAUCAUUUGGGAACAUGUAUGUGUUGUUGUGCAUGUGUAACAGUAAAAUGCACCAGCUGUGGUUUCUUGCCUUAGCACAGGGGUCAGCAAACUUUUUCAGCAGUGGGCUGGUCCACUGUUCCUCAGACCUAUUUUGAGGAAAAAAAUGAACAAAUUCCUACGCCCCACAAAUAACCUAGAGAUGCAUUUUAAAUAAAAACACACAUUCUACUCAUGUAAAAAAACCAGGCAGGCCCCACAAAUAACCCAGAGAUGCAUUUUAAAUAAAAGGACACAUUCUACUCAUGUAAAAACAAGCUGAUUCCUGGACCAUCCGCAGGCUGGAUUAAGAAGGCGAUUGGGCUGGAUCCAGCCCCCAGGCCUUAGUUUGUCUACCCAUGCCUUAGCACUAUGAGAUGAGGGGCAACAACACUUUGCAGAGAUCUCACUUUGACAAGCAUGAAAUAAAUUAAACAGCAACUGACUUCAGAGAGCAGCACAUCAUGACAAACUUCACUGUAGAUUUUGUUAUGGGACAAAAGGAAUUGGUCCACCAGAUGUUCCACUGUUACAGAAAAUGGUUUAGAAAGAGCUACAGCAUAGAGCACAAGGUGGAAUACAGGAAACUCUCCUCUACACGUAACAUGUUUGUCCACUGCAAGAACUGGACCAACCUCUCUUUCAAAGUAAUCUUGAACCAUAUGGCUGACCUCACCCAGAGUAGCUAUGCUGGAAAAACUCAUGAGCACAGUGCAUAACAAGGAGCUUCCUUUUCCAGCAAAUUAUUUGUGAGCUUCAUCUUGUCAGAGGCCUUGGAUUGUUAGCUCUAUGGAGUAGUGACUCAAGCCAGUGGCAAUCUUUGUAUAGUUCCUUCCUUAAUGGCCAAUCCAUGUUAUCAUUGGGCAGAGAAUUGUGGUGUUUUGUUCCAUGCGUUGGACUUUGCUCCCCAAAUUGUAAUCAAUUUAAUCUCUACAGGCUUUCAGUGUAACAGAUGAAACCUUUUUGAUGGCAACUUUAUCUGGCUGUAUAGAAUAUAAACCUCUGUUGGAUGUGGUGGUCAAUGCAUUUUAUACCAGAGAUGGAAAACAUUGCCUGUUGUCUGACCAUAAUCUUUACGUUGGUAGGUAUUAUCUAAUCAGAAUAUAAUGAUUUAGUGUUGGGUAUUACACAAUUACAAUAUAAUGACAUAGGAAAUUUACACGGGGUUGUCAUUAUCAUUUGUUUGCAGUCAGUAGACUAUAUGUGUGUGUGUGUGUGUGUGUGUGUACACACACACACACACACACACACACACACGUGUGCCAUAGGUUCGCCACCACUGACUCAGAGCCUUUGGAUAAGCAUAUUCUGCCUAAAAUCGUGAGGCUGAGUCAUGAAACCGCUAGACACACUGUAAUGAGCUUGAGAAAAGCUGAACCAGAGAACUCCUUGCCACAAGGAAAUCACUGUGGCAAAGAAGUUGGGAAUUUCUAGAGGGGUAAGAUAUCAAUAGGGAUGCGGGUGGUGCUGUGGGUUAAACCACAGAGCCUAGGAUUUGCCAAUUGGAAAGUCAGCGGUUCAAAUCCCUGCAACGGGGUGAACUCCCGUUACUUAGCCCCUGCUCCUGCCAACCUAGCAGUUCGAAAGCACGUCAAAGUGCAAGUAGAUAAAUAGGUACCGCGUUUCCAUGUGCUGCUCUGGUUCACCAGAAGCAGCUUAGUCAUGCUGGCCACAUGACCCGGAAGCUGUACGCCGGCUCCCUCGGCCAAUAAAGCGAGAUGAGCGCCGCAACCCCAGAGUUGUCUGCGACUGGACCUAAUGGUCAGGGGUCCCUUUACCUAAGAUAUCAAUAGAAAAUAAUGACUGUCAUUGGCAGCUGACUAUGCCAAACUCUAAUUCCACCUUCUACAAUUAUGUGAUGUGACAUGCUCUGCUUCUUCACCAUCAUUUUGUAACUGGUGGGCCUCAGUAAUUUUCAUGUGACUCCUGGGGAUCAAACAUUUGAGAACCCUUCUAUAUACUAACUUUGCACUAGUCCAGUAAAGUUAUCAAUUUUGUAUCAUUAUCCAUAUUCAUCUAUAAAAUACAAAUCUAUUUUAUUUCUGAUAGUUGUUUGUUAUUUGGCCACUUUUCAAUUGGAUGAACUUGGACUUCAGCAGUUCUCAAGAAUGGUCAAGGCAGCAGAUCCUGUUAAAAUAUGUAAGGUAAAUAAAACUGAUGUAGUUAAGCAAUUAUUAUUUUUUUAAAAACAACAUUUUUAUUAUCCAUUAUGGGUUAACUGGUUCCCCCCAAUAAUAUAUUAAAUUACAUAUCUGGAUAUCAAUAAUGAAGAAGUUUCAUUGUCAAUCAACUAGACAAAGGUUGUCCACCAUAUAAUUAUCCUAUAUGCCUCAGCAAAUGGUAAGCUACCCCUCCUAGUGGUGCAGCAAUAAAACUGCUAUCACAUUUGCAAAGCUAAGCAGGGUCCCUUAUGGUUUCAAAUUGGAUGGGAGACUGUUCAGAUUGCUGCAUUGCAGAGGGUUGGACUAGAAUCACUAGAUGAUGCUUGGGAUCCCUUCCAACUCUGCAAUUCUAUGAUUCUUUACCAGAUGGGUUGGAACCAAAGUUGUCUGUCCACAAAAGGAAGGGUUUCUUCCAUUCACAGAAGGCACUGAGAUCCAGUGAAGACUGUUAUUUUCAGUUCCCCCUGCAGCCUUCCCGUCUCCUCCCAUAUUCUGUACUUUCUCCCAGCCUAGUGAAACAGAUUUCUAUUACACAGGGGACUGCAGGAAGAAGUAGAAAUCAGCUAAAAUUGCCUCUCAACUUCUUCUAGAUAUUUAUUGAUUUAUUGAUUUAUUUAAUAUUUUGCCCAAUACCCUCAGGUCUCAGGGUGGUUCACAGGAUAAAAUCAGAAUAGAAAACCACAAAGUACACAAUCAAAAUAAAAACAACAACCCAAUAACCCCCCACCCCUGAUAACUCUCAAUCUAACCCUGUGGUUGCAGGAUAUUCAGUGAUCUCAACAGAAUUCAAAUAGACAUAGGAACGGAUGUGGACAGGAUGCAGUCAGUGCUUUUUUUUCUAAAAAAAUGUUUAGGGGUACUCUCAUUUUCCUACUCAUAUUGAAAUACUGCCCCUCAAUGAGGCCAAACUUAGAUUCACAAAAUGUUUAGGGGUAUGCAUACACCUGCGUUCCCCCCCCCUGAAAAAAGCACUGGAUGCAGUUAUUAGGACAAACAAAAUACAAUAUCUGAUCCAAUGUUUAAGGCGGCUACUGGGUUUUCUCUGAUUUUAAUUCCUUAACUAAAGCAAAUUCUUUUUAGUUCCUUAGAUUUUUUUUCGAUGUUGUAAAUUUGCACACAUGGAUAAAAGAUGAAUGGAACCAGAUAUAUGAUUCUGCCUAUGUAAAAGAAAACUGGAUCGAACCAUUGCUAAGGUAAGCAAUAAUCAGUACAAUCCCAUUCGUGUUAAAACAGAAGUGAGUCUCAUUAUGUCUGAUGGUGAUUACUCCCAGAAAGCGGCAUAGGAUUGCAGUUUGUGUCUGUUAAUAAAUUAAUGAUAAUUAGAUUAUCUUUAGCAUCACUUACAUCCCAAAAAAUCCAGUUCACCGGGAUUAGUUUAUAAUUUAUAUAUUUAUUUGUGAGGAGGCUGAACUGUUUGUAUUACCAAGACUUGGGUAAGCAAACAGGGUGGAAUUGGUCUUACCUGGGUACUUGAUGCAUCAUCAGGGCAGAUUUGAGGAGUAGGGUGGGGCUGUAGUCUGUAGGAAUUCCAUCUCUCUUCCCGUCUGCUUAAGUUGAGAUCUAGUGUGUCUGUACUGGGAAGUCAGGACAGAUUAGGGAUUCUGUCGGUUUACCACCUGCCCUGAUGCCCAGUUGUCUUCCUGCCUGAGCCGACAGAGGUGGUCUCAGAUGUGGUCUUGAGGACUCCCAGACUGUUGGUUCUGGAGAACUUCAACAUACAGUGGUGCCUCGCAAGACGAAAUUAAUCCGUUCCGCGAGUGUCUUCGUCUAGCGGUUUUUUCGUCUUGUGAAGCAACCCUAUUAGCGGAUUAGCGCUAUUAGCGGUUUAGCUGCUAUUAAAGGCUUAGCGGCUUAGCGGCUUAGCUGCUAAAAGGCUAUUAGCGGCUUAGCGGCUUAGAAAAAGGGGGGGGGGAAAGCGGAAAAAAAUCUCAAGACUCGCAAGACAUUUUCGUCUUGCGAAGCAAGCCCAUAGGGAAAUUCGUCCUGCGAAGCAACUCAAAAACGGAAAACCCUUUCGUCUAGCGAGUUUUCUGUCUUGCGAGGCAUUCGUCUUGCGGGGCACCACUGUACAUGUCUAGUCCACUAAAUCUGAGGUGUCUCAGAAUUUCAUGGCCACCAUAACAACCAUGGGUUUGCCCCAAUAUCACGUGGCAGUCCUCAGCAUAGUUGUCAACUGUCCCUUAUUUGGCGGGAAACUCCCUUAUCCCAGGGCCGUUUCCCGCUGCUGUCCCUUAUUGAUGAUAUCCCUUAAAUUUCCCGGGUUUCAAAGGAAGCAGCUCCUCUCCCUCCCUCCGUGCCGGCCAGGGAGGAGGGAGGCUCCAACUGUGUUGCUUGGCUGCGUUGCUCAUCCAAUAAGGAGUCUAAGAACAACUGGGGGAUGGAGCUUGCAUACCUUGUGCCGAUCAAAUCGGCCGCAUUGCCUGGGGACUCGCCUUUGCUCAGCUCUUCCCAGCAGAGAGGUGACAGUAGUUUUCCUUGCUACAUCCCCUUUGCUGGGUUGCUGCGCUGUGGGAACCACCGCUUGAGGCUUCGUUUGGCUGCUGGCUGGGCUUUCUGCCUUUGGCUCGGAGGGGCUCAGAAGCUGAACAUACCUGUGACCAGAAAAUCCCUUAUUUUGGCUGCUGAUCCCUUAUUUUCGAGGCUGCUGGUCCCUUAUUUUCAAAUCUGUAAGUUGACAGCUAUGGUCCUCAGCCCUGAUCUGAUUUUCUCAACCAGGUAGAAAGAGGAUGAUCUGAAAAUGCAACAGGUGAGAUCACAUCCUGCUGAGAUUUAGGGAAGUUUUUAAUGACUGAUGUUUUAAUCUGUUUUUAAUCUUUGUUGGAAGCUGCCCAGAGUGGCUGGGGAAACCCAGCCAGAUGGGCAGAGUAUAAAUAAUAAAUUAUUAUUAUUAUUAUUAUUAUUAUUAUGGCUUCAGCCAUUUCCCCCCUCCUCAGAAGUAGAGGCCCUGAUAGAAUUAUCUACCCUCGGAGGUUAAUGGAGGCAGUUGGUUUCCAGACAGAAACUUUGAACAUUGAAGUUGUGAACAGUGCAAACCUAUGCAUAUUUAUUUAUUUAGUAAGCUGUGUUCCAUAGAGCUUACUCCCAGGUAAGUGUGCAUAGGAAAGCAGCCUAAGUAGCUGUGGUGCAUUGGCCCUCCUGCUUUGCCAUACAGGAAGUGUCUGAGUCAGCUGUUGGGCACUGUGGUUUCCGCUUCAGUUCAGUGGUGCAUGACCUUUUCUCUGUAAACCUCUUGUUAUUAAGGUUCUUAGGAACAGGGGAAGCUGCCUUAUACCAAGUCAGACUAUCGGAUCCUCUAGCUAAGUGUUGUUUAGACUUACAGGCAGAUUUAUCUUGUAUCUGUGUUUUAAACAAUAAUAACAAUCCAAUAUGUUUUUGACUUGCUCUGUCCACUUUGAUUUGUAAUUUAGAUUCCAAGCUACUCUGCAUAAAAUAAAGCUCUGUGCCUCUGGGUUCACUCUUCUAGGGAAUUUAGUUAUAAUUUGCCCCCCUUUGGGCAGAAUUAGAUUAUUUUUUUUAAGGCACAGGAGCCCCCAGCCCCCCCCCCCCCGAGUGGAUUAAACCUCCCAAAUGGCAGACAUAGGUCCAGGGGUGGUUAUGGGGAAAAUAAAAGGGAUUCACUUUUCUCUGUAAUCCAUAUUAUGGAGGGCAACCCCUUCCUUCUUUAGGCCAACUAAAACUCCUAAAUUCAUAUUCGUUUUAUGUAUUUGAGGGUAGGGGAGCGGUGGGUUGUCUCUUGUACUUUCCUGCCUUAAAAUAAUUAAGAGGUGACUGAGUGGUGUGUAUUCUUGAUUGUACAUUUUUAAAAAGAUUAGCAGCUUCAGAUUGGUGUUUUUUGGUGUUGGGAGAAGACAUCCUACAAUAAACGUUACAAGAUGAGGCUGCCCUUUAUACGGCCUGCUGGAUUCUCUGAUGGGUAGCAGGGAGACCUCAUUAUCUUGCUGUUGGGUAGUAUAGCAUCACAGGUACUUCCCAGAGUCCGAUUGGUGCAUUCCAUUGGAAAUGGUAUGUUGAGGAAAUGUGGAUCUCAACAUCAAAUAUUUGAAACUGUACUUCCCAAAAAUUUAUUACAAAUUGGGUCAUUCAGGCCACAUAUGAUAUGGUCAUGGAUUUCAUGAAAUUGGAAGACAUUCUAUAUUAAUGUUUAUAUUAUCCUCAACCUAAAAGACAGGGUAAAUAACAUUUUAAAAGGCAUUGGGGAAAACUGUAUAUAGUUUAUAUUUACCAAAGUUAACAGGCAUAAAUGGACUUGAUUUUAACCAUGUCAGACUGUUUCUCCACCUAACUCAGUUAGAUGGCUUCAACUCUCAAGGCAGAAGUGUUUCACAUGACCUGAUUCUUUUAACUGGAGGUUCCAGGAAUUUAACCUGGAAACUUAUACAUACAAAAAAUGUACUUCCCACUGAACUGUGAUUCCUCCCUUCCAUAGUCUGUUAGAAAAGAAUAUAAGAUAAAAAAUGAAAAUAAGGUUAUAUAUUUUUUUUGUUUGAAGAUGGCAGCCCAAAGUGAAACAACUGAUCGAUCAGCUUGAUGACAAAUCAAUUAAAUGCACUGCUACAGUGUCAAAGACAACUGAACCAAAGGCAUUUAACUUGACAGUCCCUAAUCCACGAGCUAUUAUGGUUCCUGAGCUAAUUCCACAAGUAGAAAAAACGAAGCCUGUGAGUGUUGCUUUUUUACCAAAGAAAGUUUGUCUGAUUUCUGAUAAUAUCUGAACCCUAAAUAAAUUAACAGACUCUAAAAGGCAAGCCUCAGUUGAAGAAAGCGCUACGUAUUAAUUAUUGAAGAUGAAUCCUAUAAAAAUCUUGUUUUUCUGUAGGGCAGUAUCAUUGGGCCAUUGGGCCUUGCCAGAGCUACCUGCAGCUGUGGUGGACCCCAGUGGGUCUCCCUGUGGCAGACCCUAUUGGGCCUCCCUGGGCCAUAUGUGUACACGCCAGGUGCCCCCAAAGUUGGGCGAUACCCAGCACCUAUACUUUCUCAUAAUACUAUAAUUGGGCCUGGAAGUAGAUCCAGAAAAGAAAGUACACCAGAUGUGCUGGUGGCCACAGCUUUAAAAGAAGAUUAAACAAAUCCAUGAAUGAUCAUGGAGCUCUCAAUGUCUACUUGUCACAAUGACUAUAUGGAAACUGUAGAUUCGAAGACAAUAUGCCACUGAACAGGGUGGAUAAAAAUCAAUGAUUAUAUAUAUAUAUAUAUAUAUAUAUAUAUAUAUAUAUAAUUUAAAUCGGAUUUUUUAAAAUUUAAAUUGGAUUUUUAAAAUAAAAUGCUUUUGAGGGAAAAAUCUUUCUAAAGAUAGUUAUCCAUUUAAGUUACAUUACAGUCCAAAGGCUAUUCAUCAGGAAAUAUGGAUUCAUUUUAAGUUUUUCAUGUGUGCUAAAACUCAGUCUAAGUUUUUAAAAAAAUUGUUUAACCACAUCAGUUAACAAAUAUGGAUACAUAUGCUAUAAUGUUAUUGUUUUAGUUCAAUAAAUUGUUAUUAAGGAAAUUAUUUUUUUUUUCCUUCCAAUAAAGCACAGCAGAAAAGUUGUCCAGAUAUAAACAGUUAACUUAUGAAACCUCACAAUAAUUUCCUAAUUAUAUGUCUAUGUAUUUCUCAUAGUAUAACCAAAUCAGUAAUUUUUGAUAUAACUGUAAAAACUACUCUGAAAAAUUAUUAUUCCAAAAAUGAAACCUUCAUCUGGUUGUAAGUAUUAAGAUGAUACCAGCAAGAAUGAGUCUUUCUGUAAAAAAAUGAUUUAAAUCAAGUCUUGGUGACUAGUGAUUUAAACUGUGAUUUAAAUAAAUUUGAUUUAAAUCAAAUCCACCCUGCCACUGAAUACUAGUUGCUGGCAAGCAAUGGGAAAGUGGUGCUUACUGUGCUCACGCUUUGCUUGUGGGCUUCCCAGAAGAAAUUGGUUAGGCAUUGUCAAAAACAGGAUGCUGGACUAGAUAUGCCUUUGGUCUAAAUUAGCAGGGGUUUUCUUUAGUUCUAAAGCAAACUGUUGAAAUAUAUGUUAUUCAAAUCCUUUCAUACCUCUUUGUUACCUAGUACUUUCUAAUUCUAAAUUCUAAAUUAUUGUUUCUGUGUGCUUAGGUUCCUAAAAGCACUUAUAAACCCCAAAAACUGAAGCAGCAGCUAGAAGGAAUUAAACUGAAGAAUCGUCGCAAAGCAGAGGCAAGUUCAGUAUUAUCUCUUUAUAAUCUAUUUAGGGCUUGUCCGCACUGCUGCUUGCCCCACCACUUUCCUUCAGGGGAAACUGAACGUCAAGCAGGUUUUCUGUGGAUUGACAUUUUCUGCAAUUCAGCGGUGAAGAGCAGAAAAGAGUGGGGCAGUUGGAAAACCACUUGUGAUUCGAGGACCCGACCCCGGCUUGGGAAUAAUAAAGACACGUGGACACAGUAUAUAAGGUUAAUGGGCUAGAAAAGGACCCAACUUUUUUGAUUACAGCAUGUGAGAGGUAUUGGCUUAGGCAUUGGACCAACACUAAAUUUUGACUCCACCCACUCGGAGAGGGGUGAGUCUGUCUAGGGUUAACCACCAGUAGGGGGAGCCUGUUGAUGCAAACACAACUAUAAGCUCUUCCCUGAUGUCACCGGGGGUCGUGCCAUGGCAUCGGACAGGAUCCACGACCGCCUGAUUCCUUUAAUGGAAUACCCAUAAGUGAAGGGGUAGGCGAUGGCCACACCUUGCCCUUCCAUACACCAUCAACACAUUCUAUUGCCUAACCGCCAAAUACCAAGAAAGUUGUGGCAAUUGCUACGAGGUAGGCGAAGAAAACCAAGAGGCCGGUGCCAAUUGCCAAUUGGAAAAAACUCCUACCAAGCCCCCCAGGCAACCAGGGCGACCAACCAUAGGUCCAUAGCAAGGUCAAGCGAGAAGCUACGCCCUAAAGGGAGUGGUGGGUGGGUGACUCGAGGAAAAUCGGAGCGCAAUGGUGGCAACUGGCGCGGCCGCAUUUGAGCGGCUAAACCACGCCCCCGCACUGUCACCCUACUGGGUGCCCAUCUGGGGGCACGCCGCGCCAGCGACGAUGGCAGGGCAAGGGGCAGAACGCCCCCUGCGUAACGCGGGAAUCGGCUCCCCGUCACAACCCCUCCCCUCCGGAAGGAGGAGAGGCUUUCCAAAAGUUGCUUGCACGCACAAAUAACCAUGGAUUUGCAAUAAAAUGAUGUCUCAGGGGACCUUUAGACACUCUACUUUGCAUCUUCAAUGCAUCCCAGUCCUCUACCCUGGAUGCAUUUGAUCUACUCUCCCCACAAACUGUUAAACCUUUUCACCCCUAGCUUACCAUUAAUAUCUUCAUUGAUGUUUUCACACAGCCGAACAUCCCUGGAGGAGAACUAAAGUGUUAGCCAACUUCAUCCACUUUAACUUCAUCUUCUCUUUCUACACCCGCUGCGCCCCCACUGCACAAAAUGGGAAAGGGUAUCAUGUUACUGGAAUUAUUGUGUCCCCUUUAGGAACUGCUUCUGGAAGCAAAUGUUAACCAGUUCUCCUGUGCUGCCCCCAAACCUGGAUGUCACUGUGGCGCUGUAAGUAAAAUCAGCGUGAAUAUACAUAUUCAGUAGUGUGGGAAUGAAUAAUAAGUCUGCCUCCACUAUUGGGGUCUUAGGAUCAAUCAUUUUAUUGAGAUUUCCUUGUUGAGAUCAUAAUAUUGAACUGCAGUUUUUGUAUUGACUAUUAAAACAACACAACUAGUAUAGAAGAAUGACAUACAGUGUAAUCCUUACUUGGAUUGCAGCUAUGAGCCAGGUAGUUCCUACUACACAUCUCAUUGGGGCCACAAGCUCACUAAGUGGCCUAGGCAAGACAUUUCUGCCCCAGCCUCAAUCCCACCUCCUUGGCCUGUAAAAGUGGGGGGGAAGGAUAUAACUCUGGACCACCUUAUUGGGUUGUUGCAAACAUUGCAUAAAUAAGGUAACCUAUCACACAUUCCCCAUCCUGUCAAAACCCUAAGUAAGCAAAUUGAAGGCUUUCUGGGGGGAGGAAGAUGGGGCACUUUGCUUCUCUAGCUACGGUUUCUUUCUUGCCCUUCCUGAUCUAUCUGCUGCCACAUUUUCAAGCUAUCAUUUAGGCACCAGGCAAAAGCAUUUGUUUCCUCCAGGCUUUCAAGAACUGCUGUUGUUACCAUUUUAAACUUACCACAGUAUGAUUUUGCUGUCUGUUAAACAUUUGAGUGGGCUUCCAGUGCUUUAGUUCUUUUGAACUUGCUAUAUUAGUAUAGUAUAGUAUAGUAUAGUAUAGUAUAGUAUAGUAUAGUAUAGUAUAUUAGUAGCAUCAGUGUUAUUUUUCUUACUACUCUGUUAGUUACCAUAGGGACAUAAAUUUGUGGAGAAUGUGUGCGAUAGAACUUACGUAAAAUAAAUAAAUACUGACUUUUCGUGUUCAGAGGCAAUAUACCACUAAAUGAAAUAAUUAUUAUAUUUAUAUUAUAUUAUAUUUUUAGGGUAUAAUUCAGACUGUUGCGGAGACCUUUCAAGCUCAGAAGAUCCAAGGGGAGGUGAGCAACUUGUUUGAUUAUGUUAUCCUGAUGUUCCAACCAGCAGGAAGUAAGAGGUAAAAUUUCAGAUUUGGUAUAAAAGUUAGUAGUUCUGCAAUUGAGGGCACACCUCUCUUUAAUAAUUAAAUAUCUUAGGUAAGAAUCCUGGUUUUAAUGAUGUUUUCCUUGUCCAUCAUACCCUUAGCUCAAUGUAAUACACGGGGGAUGCUGAAGUGUUCAGAAUACAAAUUAAGGUAUUACAUUAACCAUUUGAAGUCCUUAAAAAGUUCUUUAGAAUUUUAUUGGCUGGUAAGCAGUAUAAAUAUCAGCUGUGGAUUCAAACUUUCAGCACCAUUUAUUAAAGCUUUUCUAAACUGCCUUUAUUAUGUUUAAAUCAUUCCAAGAUUCGUUAUUGCUUUUGUAAUUCUUUUUGUAUUGCUUUUUGUAAUUCUCUAUUUAUGUGCUAAAUUUCCUGGCAGAUUGACAACGUACCUGUGAAACUAAACACAACAGCGAUCUUAAGAGAAGGUGUCCUUUACCAACGAAAAGUGGAGCAGGAGCUUAAUAGGUACUUUUUACUCUCCGUCUGCUUCUGUUUGUGCAUAUGCAUUAACUGAAAGAUGUCACAGAAUCAUAGAAUUGUAGAGUUGGAUGGUACCUCAAGGGUCAUGUAGUCCACACCCCUGUAAUUCUGGAAUCUCAGCAUUGCAUUAAAGUGAAUUAAUCAGUUGUUCGUAAUAUAAUUAUUCGCUUCUUUUCCAAACCUUCAUGAAAGAUUCCAGAAGCCAGCUCAUCAGAAGCUUGUUACUUCUUCAGAUGAUGACAAGGCCAGAGCUCUGCCUGAGCAGAAGGCAUACUAAGAAUAUGCCAUACAGUCCUCUACAGUCCAGCCCAAAUUUGGGGUGGUGAAGGACUGCAAUGCAGGCCUCUUAAAUAGUGCUUAACUGGUAAUACAUUACAAAACAAAUCAAUAUUUCAAAUCACUGUACCCCAAGAUCACACUGCUGAAAUACAAUCAUUUAUUUUCCAAAACAAAAUUAAAUAGGUAUACGCAGCCAUGACUUGAUAGAAGUUUAUAUAAUUAUCUGUAUAAAAUUAUAGAGAUAAUAGAAAGUUCUCUCUUUCAUAGUACAGUAUUACGAGUUCCAGACAAAUGACAUUGACUGACAGUAUGUUUAUUAUUUUUUAAUUUCUAACGCUGUAUUGUUUUUAAUACUUGAUUGGGAGCCGCCCAGAGUGGCUGGGGAAACUCAGCCAGAUGGGCGGGGUAUAAAUAAUAUAUUAUUAUUAUUAUUAUUAUUAUUAUUAUUAUUAUUAUUAUUAACCGCUUUAUAUUUUUAAUAAAAAUCUCAAAGCUUUUUACAGCAUAUUAAAUCAAUAAAUCAAUAAAACAUUAGGAACAAUAAAACAUGAGGCCGGGCCUCAUGAGGAGCCUCUUCAGUAGGGCUGGUGAGUGUAGGUUGAGGACAGGCAAAAGGAAUGAUUUCAAACAAUACAUGGAAUUCACUAGCACAAGAUUGGUGAUGACCAGGAACCUAGACAGCUUUAAAAAAAGGGAUUAGUUAGGGACAUUUAUGGAGGAAAGCUCUAUCAAAUAUUUGUAGAAUAGAUACACGUACAGAAGUGGGAUACCUGUGGACUAGCUACUGCAGGCAAAGAACAUGUGAAGGCAAUUGUUCCUGCCCUAGGUAGGAGCCGACCACUGCUGAAAACUGAAUGCUUCAUUAGAUGAAUGAAACAAAAACUAACUGAAGCAAAGACUUCAUUAUUGGACAACAGAGACCUUGUAGCAAUUACUGUAUUUUUCGCUCCAUAACACACACUUUUUUCUUCCUAAAAAGUGAGGGGAAAUGUCUGUGCGGCUUACGGAGCAAAUGCGUGGUCUGUGGAGCCGAAUUGCCCAGGGUCAAAAAACAGAUCAUGCUUUUUUUUUUUUUUAAAAAAAAGAGGGAAGUGGGUGUGGAAACAAAGCCACUAAUCAGCAAGCGAUUGGGGAGGGAGAUAAGGGAUGCUAGCAAUAAAGGAGGCUGCCUGGGAGGGGUGAGGUAAAGACAGCAACCUUGCAAAGGGCGGAAACAGGAAGACUAAAUCAAUGAGGAGAGAAAUUAGAAGAAAAGGAGGAGCAAAAAACUGCUCCAGCUAAGGAAAAGACACUAAGGCAAACAAGAGGGAAGGGAGUGUUGAAAGGAAGUAGCUGAUUGGUGGGAUUGGGAGAGAGAUAAGGGACACUAGCGGAGGCUGCCUGGGAGAGGGGCGGUAAAAGCCCAUGGAUCCUCAGGAUUUUUUCAUUGGGUCACCCAAAUUCUCCAUCAGAUCACAUAGCAUGUCCAUGGCUAUAGCCUGCACCAAAAAAAUCAAGCAUCCACUGUUUCCUGGGGCUGCAAUGGUGCAAAAAUGUGGUUACAAAGCAGAGAUCCACAUGGAUCCUCAGGAUUUUUCCAUUGGGUCACCCCAAAUUCACCAUCAGAUCACAUAGCAUGUCCAUGGCUACUGCCUGCACCCAAAAAUAUCAUACAUCUACUGUUUCAUUCAGAAUAUUUUUUCUUCUAAAACUAUGUGCGUCUUAUGGUCAGGUGCAUCUUAUGGAGCGAAAAAUACGGUACUAUACAUUUAUGAAUGGGAUUUUUAUUUUCACUACUCGUGAACUCUGAGGUAAUGUUUUCAGUGAGUUCUUUACCAUAGUCCCAAAAUCUUCCCAAGGUAGCCACAGACCAGUUCAGGCACCUUGAUUUUAAAAAUAAUUUUUUUGCCUCAUUUAAACUCACUUAUUAUGUUGCUAUGUAAUGCCACGUUCACCUUGACAGCUCUACUCUGUUCAGUUCCUCAGAGUAGCCUGUUUUCUUUUCCUUACAGGAUUGAACAGCUUUUACGAGGGGCUCGGGAUCCUUCUGAGUUUCUGGACUGGCAAAAAGAAAUGUAUGAGAGAGAUUUGAACCAAAAGCUGGCAGAAGCAGAAUGUAAGAGGCUGCAAGGACAGCUAAGCCACGAGGAGGCCAUUCUUGCACGUCAGAAUCGCAUUCUGGAAAACCAUAGAAAAGCUGAGCAGAAGAGGGAAGAGGUACUCUAUUACUAUACUGUUCAUAUUUUAUCUCGCCACGACUCCUGUGUAUGGGUAUGUUCAGUGGCAAAAUGAGGAAGAGGGUGUGCAGAAGAGGCAAAGUCCACAUCGAGAGACAACAUCGAUUUCAAAAAGGAGUGGGAUCCAUCUAUAAACUACCGUGUUUUUUGCUCUAUAAGACUCACCUUUUCCCUCCUAAAAAGUAAAGGGAAAUGUGUGUGCGUCUUAUGGAGCGAAUGCAGGCUGUGCAGCUAUACCAGAAGCCAGAACAGCAAGAGGGAUGCUGCUUUCACUGCAAUUUUUCUUCUUGUUUUCCUCUUCCAAAAACUAGGUGCGUCUGGUGGCCUGGUGUGUCUUAUAGAGCGAAAAAUAUGGUAUAUAAAAAGACAGUAUAAAAAUUUGGACCCAUUGGCAGGUUUUGACUAAACUUUCACAACUAUAUAAGAGGUAAAACCAGCAGGUUACAGAAUUUGUUUAAUAAAUCAAUAUGGAAAUACGGGAUAAGCCAAAUAGGGGGAGGGGAGAAAUAUGGAUAUAUAAAUUGUUCAAUUAAGAUUUGUAGAAAAUUUCUACACCAUGUUGGACCAACUUCCUUUAUCUGCCGUUUUAAUGCUGGUGUCAGUACUGUUUGUGAGGCAGUGGGUGGCACCACACAAGAUUAGUUUUACAAGGAGUGCAUCUGCCACCAUGCCCAAUCAAUAAAGAGCAUAUCAAUAAUCAAUAUCAAUAAAGAGCAUCAUUUGCCACUCAGCGGCUGCCUUGUAAAACAUGAUGCAGUCUACAGCCUCAGAAACAAUACCGGUAUCAGAAUUAAAGAAAUGGACAAAGGAGAUCCAAGAAUGUCAUCAUAAAGUUGUUAGCCUUUAAGGUACAACAGUAAUCUUUGCCGAUUUUGCUGCAACAGACUAACCCAGGUAAUCUUCAGCUAGGUGUAGGAAAAUGAUUAAAAUCAGGUUUGUUUCUUUAGCUGUAGCUCUAGCAAUCUCAGGUUUAGGGCUUUCGUUCAGAUUUGAAAGAGUAAAGAAUGCUUAGCAUUUUAAGGUCAAGGAAGCUUGCUUAUUUAUUUAUUUAAGAAAUGCAUGCUUAAGAUUUUUUAAAAAACAAAGCAAGAAGCUUGCAUUGUAAUUAAUUUAUCUGGCUUCAAUUUUGCUUGGAGUUUAGGAAGCGGAAAUGAGCCAACAGAUUGCAGAAAGGCGCAUUCAGGAAAGGAAGGAAAGGGAAAAAAUGGUGCAGCAAGUGGUGGAAGGACGCAAAAAUGUGAAGCAAGCCCGAAUGAAGCUCCAAAAACAGAAGCACCAAAUAGGUACGAGUAGUGCCAAAUCCGUAUGUCUUUUUAAAAGGUACAUUUUCUUCUGAUUUGCUCAGCAAAGCAUUGCUAUAGAGAGAGAGAGAUUCAAGUGCUGUGUUAUAAAUAGCUAUUGAAAAGCUCCUGUUGAGAGAUAUACGAAAUCCUGAGAAAUUCCACCGAUAAAUAUGUCUGCACAGAAUUUGAGAGCCAAGUGACAAAUUUGCUUUUGUUGAAGGAUUAACCUAAAAUAUGCUUACUGUGUGUAGGCUGGCAUGGGAAACAUGAUGGCUUGCUUGUCCUGAUUUGCCAAGACCUUGUGACUUUGCAGAUUAGUAUAGCAUCCUUUCUAUAGUUUCCUUCCAGUGCUUUGUCCUUGCCCCCUGUGAGGCAGCCAUGUGCCUCCACCUUCCCUCAUACUUCUAAUAUUGAUUGAUUGAAUUUAUAUACCACCCUAUACCUGGAGAUCUCAGGGCAAUUCACAAAAAAGGUCACAAUAUAUAAAACCAGAAUAAUAACAGUCCUAUAACACCCCCCCCAAAAAAAACCAGUCACAUUUUAAAGGGUAUAGGAUGUUGAUUAGGUCAGCCAAAUGCCUGGUUAAAAAGGAACGUUUUUGCCUGGUGCCUAAAGGUGUAUAAUGAAGGUGCCAGGCGAACUUCCCUGGGGAGAGCAUGCCACAGGCGGGGAGCCACUGCAGAGAAGGCCCUGUUCUCGUGUUGCCACCCUCCAGACCUCUCAAGGAGGAGGCACACAAAAAAGGGCCUCAGAAGAUGAUCUCAGGGUCCAGGCAGGUUCAUAUGGAAAGAGGUGUUCUGUUUGUUUCGCCUCCAUUUUCUUGGAUCCCUUGCUUCCCACAGCUAUUUCUGACUCUUUCCCCCUUGAUGCGUGUGUCUCACACACAUACAAAGUCUUUACCUUUCUUUCCACUCCUCCUCUUCUCUGUCUUUUCCAUGGCGCCUGCAAGCAAGGACGAGCUAAAUGGGUGGGUGCCAACCAAGGCACUACAAUAUCUGCUUCUAGUGAAGCCAUGCCUAAAACCAUCUUCAGCAAGGCCACUGCUCCUCAGCUGCCCACUCUGAAUACCCCCAGGGGCUUCUCUUGGAUCUUAGCAUGUAUUGCCCAGCAUUGGAAGAGUAAGUCCAUCCUGCCAUGGACGUUCCCAAAUGAUUCAUCUCUUGGCUGCAAGAUGCAGUUAUGGGGAGAGCAGGAGAGCAAAGGAGACAUCCUCAUCCGCUCCCAGCCACAGCUUGGACCAGAUUCCAUGUAUCUGAAAGCAGAAGACAUCAGGGUUUUGAGCCGCCGAGACGACGUAACACCGGUCUUGAAAGACCUACAUUGGCUCCCAGUACGUUUCCGAGCGCAAUUCAAAGUGUUGGUGUUGACCUUUAAAGCCCUAAACGGCCUCGGCCCAGUAUACCUGAAGGAGCGUCUCCACCCCCAUUGUUCUGUCCGGACGCUGAGGUCCAGCGCCGAGGGCCUUCUGGCGGUUCCCUCAUUGCGAGAAGCAAAGCUACAGGGAACCAGGCAGAGGGCCUUCUCGGUGGUGGCGCCCGCCCUGUGGAACGCCCUCCCACCAGAUGUCAAAGCGAUAAACAACUACCUGACAUUCAGAAGACAUCUUAAGGCAGAAGACAUCUUAAGUUUUUAAUGAGUGACAUUUUAGUGUAUUUUUGGUCUCUGUGGAAGCUGCCCAGAGUGGCUGGGGAAACCUAGCCAGAUGGGCGGGGUACAAAUAAUAAAUUAUUAUUAUUAUUAUUAUUAUUAUUAUUAUUAUUAUUUGAGCCCACUACUCACGUUGUUCUGCGUUUACCCCUGCCUCCACAUUUGGUGCAGCGUUCAUUUUCUCUAGAGAAUAGCUCUUCAACCACAGGGCCAGGCAGCUGUUGCUGCCAUGCUGGACUCCAGUCAAGGCUGACCAGACCAAAGGGACGCUAUUUGAAGUGUUUGGGCAAGGAUGUGUUCUUCUGAUGAGACACACAUUUGAUGAAUUUCUCUGCUGUCGUAGAGCCUCUUUCAAUUAGAUGCCUGCUUCUUGCCUUUAGUGAGAGAGCUCUCUUUUGAGCAGGGGCAGUCUUUUUCUCCCUUCUUUUUUUGCUUUCUAUGCUCCUUCUGUAGCUUUCUAGAUUUCUCCUGGAAUGGAAGUAUGCUGGAGACUAAAAUGCAGACGUUGUUGACAUUUCCAUUCCACCUUAAGGAACAGGCAUGCUUGCAACUCUCUGAAGCUAACAAAGCCAAACAGGAUCUGUUGUCUUGAUACACCUGUAUAGGACAUUGCACAGUAACCCUGACGUCCUUAAACAGUUGCAUCAACCAUUCACAAUCCAUUAGUGAAUAUGACAGUGCAUUGAGUUCAGCUUCACAAGAACUUAGGUUAACUGUGGUUUGCCUCUUGCACAACCAGUCAAACAGACACUGGUUGUACAUGCAGCUCUCCCCGGAUGUGCUUGUGCCAUCUUUGGUGUCACUGCCAAAACUUGCAUCUGCAAAGAUUUCAAGACCUCCAGACUCCUGACCAGUGAAUCUGAGUCUGUAUGUAGUGCAUAGUACCUUUGAGAUAACGUGCUCGAGAGCUUUCCAAUCUUUAACAGUAGGAUUGUUAGCACAGCUGCAGUGUGUAGUCUGUUUGCCAUCAUGGCAGCAGCUGGGGACCCAGGAAGAAAUGGUAGGAGUCUGGCGGCUGCAGGAGCCAGGAGGUGGGAGUUGGAGGGAGCAGGGAUGCCAUAUCACCCUCACGCUGCUCCCUGCAAUCUGAAACAGGGCUGGGGUAGGGGGAAAGGUUCUUGGUGGCCAGAGAGGGGGAUCCAUUCACAGGUCUCUGUACAGUUGCCAAGUUCCUAAGGCCUCAGGUGCCUCUGCUACCAUUUCCCUAUUCUCUGCUUCACAUAUUCCCUCCUCAGUUUCAGGGUCUUUGCUCAGUCCAUUUGCACAAUAGCAUGCUGCUCCUUAGCUCCUGUUCUGCUGAGCUGCAAAGGAAGAAUGUUGUGCAGAGCUCUCUCUCUCUCUCUCUCUCUCUCUCUUUCUUUCUCUCUGCUGGGGUAAAAAUGCAGCAUCUGCAACUAACAUUACCAAAGUUUGGGAUUUUGAUCAGUAAAAAGAUUACCUGGAAUGGCAAGCGAAGCUGUCACCUGUCUGCUGCCAUUUGAAACCACCUGUCUUUGUGAGCAAGGCGUCUCAGCAAUGGUGACCUUCCAAACCAAACAGCUUAGCGCUAGGAAAUGAGUCGCGAGUUAGCCUUUCUGUAAUAUCACUCCUCACUGGAAUGAAAUCUGGAAGAGCAAACAUGCCCAGGUGUCCCAUGGAAAUUGUGAGUGAGACUUCUUUUUUUUAUAUAUAAAAAAAGCUUUUGUUUUGCAGUAAUGCUAAGGUAACAGCCAUGUAUAUUGCUCCGUGAAUUGUCAUUUUAGGAUUAAUAACGUGCAUUAUAAAUCAAACAUGGAAGUGGUUCCCAUGUUGCAGGUGGAGAGUCAGAGGGAGUCUGUUCUGUGCCACUUGCAGAUCGCUUCUCUAGGGCUUAAAGUACAGUAUCAUCUCUGACCACCAGAGGCCCACACGGGAAGUUAGUGGUUUUCCUUCUGCUAAUCACGAAACCUCCUUCAGUACAGUACAUUACAUCACAGUAGGCUUUCCUUCCCUUCUCUAAAAAGUCGAUUUCUAACUUCAAAGAGGCUUUGCUGACUGACAUUCCCAGGAAGCUGCAGCGUAAAAUGGAUAUAAGCACAGAAAGAGAUCUAGUCUACCUUCUUCCUCCUUCCCAAAGACGCCCCUCUCCAUAUCACUGUAGCAAAGGGAAUGGGAAGAAAAAGUUAAAACAUCAACAACAACCCUGUGCAAUGCGCCUUUGGGCUGAACUCCCAGUUGUUCACUCUUCUGAGGCAUCUGGAUAUGAUUUUCCCAAUACAUUUUCCUUUUUUUUUUUUUUAUAAAAUAUUUAUUGGUUUUACAAGAAAAAUUUCCAAAAAAGGAAUACAAAAUACAAAAUUACAAAGAUUCAACAAACAAAAAACAACAAUAACCAUGACAAAAAACAAACAGAAAUAACCGUAUCCAUAACAAAAAAGAAUAAGGAAAAAAAGAAAAAGAGACAAAAAAAAUUCAAAGAAUAUUAUAUUUUCAUUUAUCCUUCUUAUCUUUACCUGGUUCUUUGACUUCCCCGCACCUCCCCGCUUGUAUUUCCAUUUAAGAACUCCUUUCAGCAAAUCCUUACCCUCCUUUCAUUAUCUUAACUCAGAAAACUUAAUCUAUUUAUAUAUAAAUAUUUUUACAACCUUAUCAGUCAAAUAUUCCAUACUCUUAAUCCCAAGGCUUUUGCCAAUACCAGUUAUUUUCAAUCAAACUUCAAUUUAACAUUCAUUAAUUUUAUAGUAUUUCUGUAGAUAGACUUUAAAUUUCUUCCAAUCUUCUUCCACCGACUCUUCUCCCUGGUCACGGAUUCUGCCAGUCAUCUCCGCCAGUUCCAUAUAUUCGAUUACCUUCAUCUGCCAUUCUUCCAGAGUGGGUAAGUCCUGUGUCUUCCAAUACUUUGCGAUGAGUAUUCUUGCUGCUGCUGUUGCAUACAUAAAGAAAAUUCUAUCUUUCUUUGGCACCAAUUGGCCAACAAUGCCCAAGAGGAAGGCCUCUGGUUUCUUUAAGAAGGUAUACUUAAAUACCUUUUUCAACUCAUUAUAUAUCAUUUCCCAGAAGGCCUUAAUCUUUGGGCACGUCCACCAAAGGUGAAAGAAUGUACCUUCAGUUUCCUUACAUUUCCAACAUUUAUUAUCGGGCAAAUGGUAGAUUUUUGCAAGCUUAACUGGGGUCAUGUACCACCUGUACACCAUUUUCAUAAUAUUCUCUUUUAAAGCAUUACAUGCUGUGAACUUCGUACCUGUGGUCCAUAACCAUUCCCAGUCAGCAAACAUAAUGUUAUGUCCAAUAUCCUGUGCCCAUUUAAUCAUAGCAGAUUUUACCGUUUCAUCCUGAGUAUUCCAUUUUAGCAGCAAGUUAUACAUUCUUGAAAGUGUUUUAGUUUUGGGAUCUAGCAAUUCUGUUUCCAACUUUGAUUUUUCCACCUGGAAGCCAAUUUUUCUAUCCAAAUUAUAGACCUCUCUUAUUUGGUAAUAAUGCAACCAGUCUCGCACUCUAUCUUUUAAUUUUUCAAAACUCUGCAGUUUGAAUUUGUCUCCUUCUUGUUCCAAGAUCUCCCAAUAUUUUGGCCAUUUGGCCUCCAUAUUGGACUUUUUUAGGGCCUUUGCCUCCAUUGGUGAUAACCACCUUGGGGUUUUAUUCUCCAAUAAGUCUUUGUAUCUUAUCCAGACAUUGAACAAUGCUUUCCUGACAAUAUGGUUUUUAAACAUUUUGUGAGCUUUAACCUUGUCAUACCACAGAUAUGCAUGCCACCCAAACACAUUAUUGAAACCUUCUAAGUCCAAUACAUCAGUAUUUUCCAGAAGUAGCCAAUCCUUCAACCAGCAGAAAGCUGCUGAUUCAUAAUAGAGUUUAAAGUCUGGCAGGGCAAAUCCCCUCUUUCUUUAGCAUCAGUCAAUAUUUUAAAUUUUAUCCUAGGCCUCUUGCCCUGCCAGACAAACUUAGAAAUAUCUCUCUGCCACUUCUUAAAACAGUCCAUUUUGUCUAUUAUUUGUAUCGAUUGAAACAAAAACAACAUUCUUGGCAAUACAUUCAUCUUGAUGACAGCAAUUCGCCCUAACAAGGAAAGCUUCAAAUUUGUCCAUAUUUCUAAAUCCUUUUUAAUGUCCGACCAACAUUUUUCAUAAUUGUCUUUAAAUAAAUUCCCGUUUUUAGCUGUCAUGUGAAUCCCCAGAUAUUUCACUUUUUUUACCACUGUUAAACCUGUCUCAUUCUGAAACCUCUCUUUUUCAAUCGGUGUUAAAUUCUUCUCAAGUACUUUAGUUUUAAGCUUAUUCAACUUAAAACCUGCCACCUGACCAAAGUCUUGAAUCAGUUCUAAUGCUCUUUUCGUACUAGAUUCUGGCUCCUGUAAUGUCAAUACAAGGUCAUCUGCAAAUGCUUUCAAUUUAUAUUGUUUCGCUCCGACCGUUAUGCCCUUAAUCAGAUGGUCCCUUCUUAUCAUAUUUAACAAAACCUCCAGAACAGAAAUAAAAAGUAAUGGGGAAAUUGGGCAGCCUUGUCGUGUCCCUUUCUCUAUCUUAAUUUCCUCUGUUAUCACAUUAUUAACUAUUAAUUUAGCUUUUUGUUCUGAGUAAAUUGCAUUUAUACCAUUUUCAAACUCUUGGCCUACCCCCAUCCCCUGAAGAUUUUUUUCAUAAAGCUCCAAGAAAUAUUGUCAAAGGCUUUCUCUGCAUCCACAAAAAUCAAAACUGCUUUAGUAUUGAUCUCCUCUUGCAGCUUCUCCAGAAUAUCAAUUAUGUUCCUUGUGUUGUCCGAGAGAUGUCUAUCUGGAAGAAAGCCAGCUUGGUCCUUGUGAAUCACUUCUUUUAGCACUUUUUUAAGCCUUUUUGCUAAAAUGUCAGCAAAAAUUUUGUAAUCCACAUUUAACAGGGAUAUGGGCCGGUAGUUCUUAAGCUGUGUCUUUUCAGUCUCGGCCUUUGGUAUAAGUGUAAUAAAUGCAUCUUUCCACGACUCUGGCGCUCUUUUCCCCUCUAAGAUUUCAUUACAAACCUCAGUUAAAGGUCGAAUUAACCAGUCUUUCAAAGUUCUGUAAUAUUUUGAGGUUAAACCAUCCGGUCCUGGAGAUUUUCCCAACUGCAUAUUCUGAAUGGCACCUUCAACCUCCUGUUCUGUGAUUUUAUAGUUCAACAAUAUCUUAUUGUCCUGAGAAAUUUUUGUAAUCCAUUGGUUUUCAAAAAUUGCUCUAUCUCAAAUUCUUUCUGAGGCCCUUGUGUGUAUAGUCGUUUAAAAUAUCUCUGGAAGCAUUUCCUAAUUUCUUCUGGAUUCUGGAUAUUUUUCCCUUCCACUUCCAAAUUAGUAAUAGUAUUAAGUUUUUGUCGCUUCUUCAACUGCCAAGCCAGCAGUUUCCCACAUUUAUUUGCCGAUUCAAAAGUCUUUUGUCUCAUUUGCUUGAUUUUCCAUUCCACUUCUUGAUUUAUCAAUUUCAUAUAUUGCACUUGGUACAAUUUUAUUUCCCUCAGAAUCUCUUGUGAAUUGGGCUUCACUCUCAAUUUCUUCUCGCCCUCCUUUAUUUUUUCCAAAAUUUUCUCUUUCUUUGCGUUUUGGGCCUUCUUCUUAAUUGAAUUCUGUUGAAUCAGGAAGCCCCUCAUAACAGCUUUGCUUGCAUCCCAGAUUACUCUUUUUCUACAGUUGUAUUCAAGUUUAUCUCAAAAUAGUCCCUCAAUGUCUUUUGGGCCUUCUUAAUCACCUCUUGAUCUCUAAACAAGGUGUCAUUCAUCCUCCAUCGGAAGGAACCGAUAGAUGUUAACUUCAUCUCCAUUCUCACGGCGUUAUGGUCGGAGCAUGUUUUUGGGCAGAUCUCUACCUUCUUAACCUUGGGUGCCAGUCCUCUAGUAGUCCAGAUUUGGUCAAUUCUUGUCCAUGUCUUCUGGGCUUCAGAAAAAAAGGUUCCUUCUCUAUCAAGGGGGUUCUUAGUUCUCCAAAUGUCAAUCAAAUCCAUAUUGUCAGUUAGUUCAAAAAUGUUUUCGGUAGUCUACCAUCUUUAGUAACUACCUCUCUUUGUGACUUGUCCAUAUUUGUAGAAACCACCCCAUUCAUAUCUCCCAUGAAAACAGUAUUAUAGUCCAUAUAGUCCAUCAAGGUCUCAUGCAACUUUUUGUAGAAUAUAGAUUUCCCCUCAUUUGGUGCAUAUACACCUACUAUCAAAAAUUUUUCUCCUUGUACUUGAAUUUCAAUUGCUAUAAAUCUUCCUUGUUCAUCCUUAAAGACAAAUUUUGGUGAGAGGCUCUCCUUUGCGUAAAUUACCACUCCUCGUUUUUUAACUUUGUCUGAUGAGAUAAAUUCUUGGCCCAGUCUCUUAUUAAUCAAUAUUUUCCUAUGGAGCCUCGUCACAUGGGUUUCCUGUAAGCAAAUUAAGUCCAAUUGUUCUUUUAAGUAUAUGAAAUACUUUCCUUCUUUUUCCGGAGAAUUCAGACCACAAACAUUCCAAGUUAAAAGUUGCAGAGCCAUGAUGAUUUCUUUAUUUCCCUCCAACUGCUCCCAAUAACUCUUCUUCCUCUGUUGGUGGUUUCGGCUUCUCUGUCUUAUCCUCUCCCAACGGUGGUAAUGUAAGAUCCAAUCCUAUUGAAGGGGCUUCUGGCUCCAAUCCUUUUUGCAGGUCUUCUUGGUAGUCUCUCAAAAAGUUCUGUUUCUCCUCCACAGAUUUAAUUUUAAUUUUUUUGCCUCUAAAACUGAAAGAUAGGCCUUGAGGGAACUCCCACCUGAAAAAAAUUCUGUUUCCUCUCAGCAACGUCACCAGGUCUCGAUAGUUAGACCUAAGCUCCAAAAGAAGCUUUGGAAUGUCUUUAAAUAUUUCUAUCCUUGAGUCUUGUAUUGUCAGUGUAUUUUGAUAAUGUAGGCUCAAAAUUUUAUCUCGUUCCUCUUUUGAUCGCAGGGUAAUCAGGCAGUCUCUCACUCUAUUUUUCCUUGCUCUUCUUCCGAGCCUAAAAGCAGACGUUAUCUUGAAAUCUUCCUUAUCAUUCAAUUGCCAAAAGUUGGCAAAUUCUUGCGUCAGAAAGUCUGCCAGGCUCUCUUUUUCAAUCUCAGGUACUGCUCUGAUCCUUAAGUUGGUCUGUUUCUCCUUUAACUCCAGAAGAGAUAACAAUUCCUGGUGCGUUCCCAAUCUUAUGUGGUGCUCUUGAACUUGUUUAAUUAAAGGUGGUAGUUUUUCUUCAGCAGCUACCGCCUUUUCUCUGGCUUCCAAAGCUGUUUUUGAGUUUCAGCAGAUUGUUCCAGUAGUUUUUAAUCACAUCUGUAUUUUCAUUAGUCUGUCGGGUCAACUUGUCAAUACUUGCAGAGUUUUGUCUAAUGGCUUCUAGAGCCUCGGCAUUUUGUUGACCCAAUUUUUCAAAACCUUCAUUCACAAUUUUAAAUAAACUGGCCAAUCCUUCUUCCUCCCCUUGUGGUCCAGCUAUGGAUUGCCUACGCUGUUGCUGUUGUGCAAUGUUGCUCUGCUGCCUGCCUUUCCCAGACCUCAGAUCUCUUCCUUCCAUGGCACUUUAUCUAAAAGUCAAGGUCACUCUCACAGUCAAAAUUGUUUGUUAUUGUACUUUCCCAGGCUGCUGUUAGGUGGAAAAUUCCUCAGUCAAUUAAAGGCUUUUUCCCUUUUGGCCUCCAGGGGACACAAGUAAUAAAGUAUCAAAAAUAAAGACUCUCAAACAGCCAAAGAGGCAACUUUUUCCCAAAGUUGUAAAACUGUCCCAAAGUUUCAAUUUUGUAAAGUUAAAAGGCAAAAAGAUACAUUGUCCAUUUAGAGUGCUAACAAAGUGUCCAAUCUUCCAAAGCCUGGCAGUCUGUCCCCAGGGAUUGAGAGGUGGUCUUUUAUUUUCUUAUUUGCUCUUUAAGUUACUCAGAAAUAACAGUAAAUUAAGUCUUUAAGUUACUCAGAAAUAACAAUAAAUAAAAGAAAUACUUUCUCUUCUUCCCCCUAAUCCAAUUAUGGGGGAAAUUUACAUUAGAAAUCUGUGUUUCAGUCUUUUUGGCAUUCAUUGGUAUCGAACUCACACAGUCUUUGCUUUAUUCUCUGUACAGACCGGGAGGUGGACUUCCUUUUACACCAUUCCCGCUUCAGCCGAAUAAAUUCAAAAAUUUUUGUUAAUCCUUAUAGCGUGAAACCUACUCACGGGUUGUACUUUUGACAGCCGAAUUGUCAAGGAAGAAAGGUCAGCGCUCUCCAGCAACAGCUGCACGGCUUCACUCCGCGAAAGUAGCAGACGACUCACAGUGCCGCGCUACCCCCGUCCUGCUUCGGAGCCCCUCGCGAGGUUCCUUUGCCGUUCAGGGGCGCGCUCCAGGCACCCGCCGAGUCCCACGACCGCAGGCUUCCUCCGCCUGCGGGUUUCGGAAGGGUCUCCGCUGCGCCGUAGCGGAUCGACCCAGUUUCCGCGGAGCCUCUCCUCAAGAGUUAUGAGGAGAUCGCCAUUACUGUUGGCGCCGCCUCCGGAAGUCUGUUUGCCAUCAUGGCAGCAGCUGGGGACCCAGGAGGAAAUGGUAGGAGUCUGGCGGCUGCAGGAGCCAGGAGGUGGGAGUUGGAGGGAGCAGGGAUGCCAUAUCACCCUCACGCUGCUCCCUGCAAUCUGAAACAGGGCUGGGGUAGGGGGAAGGUUCUUGGUGGCCAGAGAGGGGGAUCCAUUCACAGGUCUCUGUACAGUUGCCAAGUUCCUAAGGCCUCAGGUGCCUCUGCUACCAUUUCCCUGUUCUCUGCUUCACAUAUUCCCUCCUCAGUUUCAGGGUCUUUGCUCAGUCCAUUUGCCCAGCUGCACAAUAGCAUGCUGCUCCUUAGCUCCUGUUCUGCUGAGCUGCAAAGGAAGAAUGUUGUGCAGAGCUCGCGCGCUCUCUCUUUUUCUCUCUGUUGGGGUAAAAAUGCAGCAUCUGCAACUAACAUUACCAAAGUUUGGGAUUUUGAUCAGUAAAAAGAUUACCUGGAAUGGCAAGCGAAGCUGUCACCUGUCUGCUGCCAUUUGAAACCGCCUGUCUUUGUGAGCAAGGCGUCUCAGCAAUGGUGACCUUCCAAACCAAACAGCUUAGCGCUAGGAAAUGAGUCGCGAGUUAGCCUUUCUGUAAUAUCACUCCUCACUGGAAUGAAAUCUGGAAGAGCAAACAUGCCCAGGUGUCCCAGGAGUGAGACUUCUUUUUUUUUUUUUUUUUUAAAGCUUUUGUUUUGCAGUAAUGCUAAGGUAACAGCCAUGUAUAUUGCUCCGUGAAUUGUCAUUUUAGGAUUAAUAACGUGCAUUAUAAAUCAAACAUGGAAGUGGUUCCCAUGUUGCAGGUGGAGAGUCAGAGGGAGUCUGUUCUGUGCCACUUGCAGAUCGCUUCUCUAGGGCUUAAAAAGUACAGUAUCAUCUCUGACCACCAGAGGCCCACACGGGAAGUUAGUGGUUUUCCUUCUGCUAAUCACGAAACCUCCUUCAGUACAGUACAUUACAUCACAGUAGGCUUUCCUUCCCUUCUCUAAAAAGUCGAUUUCUAACUUCAAAGAGGCUUUGCUGACUGACAUUCCCAGGAAGCUGCAGCGUAAAAUGGAUAUAAGCACAGAAAGAGAUCUAGUCUACCUUCUUCCUCCUUCCCAAAGACGCCCCUCUCCAUAUCACUGUAGCAAAGGGAAUGGGAAGAAAAAGUUAAAACAUCAACAACAACCCUGUGCAAUGCGCCUUUGGGCUGAACUCCCAGUUGUUCACUCUUCUGAGGCAUCUGGAUAUGAUUUUCCCAAUACAUUUUCCUUGGCUAAAGGGCUUCACCCUCCUAGGAUCCAGAGUCGCCAAAACUCAGUCAUACCUCCCAAACAAGCCUUUCACCUCUUUCUCCAGGCAAAACAACCCCCAGUUUUAGUGACAUCUGAGGGAGGGGGAGCACCUUCAACACAUCUAUUAUUAGUUUAUCCCAUAAAAUUUAUACAGUGGACCCUCGGGUUAUGUACCUCUCUGGAUACGUAAUCUUUGGGUUGUGAAAGCGGCAAACCCGAAAGUAUUUUCCCGGGUUUUGCCGCUCGCACAUGCGCAGAAGCGCUCUGCGUGCAUGCACAGAAGCGGCGCCUCUGGUUACGGAUAUUUCAGGGUGCACACGCACUCCCAGAACAAAUUAAAUCCGCAUCCAGAGGGUCCACUGUAUAAUGCUUGAUUGUAUGUAUGUAUGUAUAAAUAAAAAAAUAAUCAAUCAAUCUCCCAAGUGUUUUACAAAAUGUAGAGAGGUCACAUAUUUGCUAGGGUCUAUCUCUAAUUUGCAGGUAAUAAAUAAAUAAAAAGUUGGAUCUCUGUGACUCAGUAGAUCCUUCCGUUGGCAGACAAAUAAUGCACAACGUUCUGUCUCCUCAGUGAAGAAGAGCCCUGCACACAGCAUUUCUGUAGCUCCAAUAAGUCCCGUCAUGUGGAUGCCUCAGCCAGCCUAGGAAUGAAAUACUGAUGCACUUACAUUGAAUGGGGCUUCUGGGCUGGCAGAGUGAGCCAUCCCUUCUCCCACUUCUAGUUGCACUCUUCAUGCCUCGGUCUCAUGAGUUUCCCCCCUUAAAAAAAUAGUUUUAUUGAAUAUUUUCUUGUGUAAUAAAAAAGCACAUCCACUUUCAAUUCAUAGAGUCGUUUUCACAGUUUACAAGCGGUAGGAGACACUGUUGUCAUAGACAUUACACAGUUGGGGGAAAAGAUAGGAGAGAGAUGGGGUGUGUGGUGCUAUUUUGUUCUAUUGCAUAAUGUUUGUGCAGUGGUUUUGUGUCGGUGUCAGUCGAGAAGGUCCUUUGUUUAUAUAUUUAUUUUUGUUGGCAGUGCGAGAGAUUAGAGGAUGCCGAGCUUGGUUGGUUGAGUUCAGGUGGUUGCUGUGGGGUUUGUUUGUAUGCGGGAUGGGGUGUUGGGUCAGAUUAGCCAUAUCGGUUUGUAUGCUGUUGGCGGGGAUAUGUCAUUGCUUUGUUGUGCUGCAUAUGUGAUAAAGGGGAGCCACACCGGGGUAAAGACAUAUGCCUCAGUCUCACGAGUUGAAGGGGAGGAAGCCACUGUAGGGGUUGGUCUGUUCUGUGGAUUUUUCUUUCUUUCUUUGUCAUCCUUCUGAAUCCGACUUAGUCAGAGCUUUGUCACAUACAAAAACUGGGCAAAGGUAAAGGACCCCUGGACGGUUAAGUCCAGUCAAAGGCGACUAUGGGGUUGCAGCACUCAUCUCACUUUCAAGCCGAGGGAGCUGGCGUUUGUCCACAGACAGCUUUCUUGGUCAUGUGGCCAGCAGGACUAAACCACUUCUGGCGCAACAGGACACCAUGACGGAAACCAGAGCACAUGGAAAUGCCGUUUACCUUCCCGCCGCAGCGGGGUGUAUUUAUCUACACACACAGGCAUGCUUUCAAACUGCUAGGUUGGCAGGAGCUGGGACAGAGCAACGGGAGCUCACCCCGUCGCGGGUAUUCGAACCGCCAACCUUCUGAUCGGCAAGCCCAAGAGGCGCAGUGGUUUAGACCACAACUGGAGGGAAAGUGGAAGAAGGAUGCUAAAUUAAUCUGCAAAAUCACAUGGCCGCUGCCCAGGUGAAUCAGGACAAAUAACUCAUCAUGUGGGUGCUUUGCUGUGCGAGCUCAGAAGGCUCAUUCAUGGUAAGCAAGUCAAUGGGCCAUUCCCUGUGCAAAGCAUGCAACUCCUAUGUCACUUUCAGAGUUUACAGGAUAUAAUACAGCACUAGCUUUGAGACAAUGAAUAAUUGAGUCUCCAAGCUGGUGAGCUACCAAGGAAUUUUUGAAAGCCAGAAUCCCAUGAAUUGUCCAGCUAUAUUUUGCUUGAAGAUUGGAGGUAGGGGCCUCAAAAUGGGUUCGGGAGCCUUGUUGGGUCCAGAGAUUCCCAUAACACUUAAAGGUCUCACGGGGCCAGCCCAAAUACUUUUUGCAAAUUUUGGUAAUUGUGUCAUUAGAAAACUCCAGAAGCUAGAGGUCUCUGGAUAAGCAAGGGUAGAGGGGAAUACCAUAUUUUUUGCUCUAUAAGACUCACUUUUUCCCUCCUAAAAAGGGGAAAUUUGUGUGCGUCUUAUGGAGCGAAUGCAGGCUGCGCAGCUAUCCCAGAAGCCAGAAUAGGAAGAAGGAUUGCUGCUUUCACUGCGCAGCGAUCCCUCUUGCUGUUCUGGCUUCUGAGAUUCAGAAUCAUUUUUUUCUUGUUUUCCUCCUCCAAAAACUAGGUGCGUCUUGUGGUCUGGUGCAUCUUAUAGAGUGAAAAAUACGGUAUAUCCCUGUAAGUCUACACUGAUAGAAUCAAUAAGCACAGACUCCUAAACAGGGUAGAUUUUUGGUAUGAUUGCCUGAAAGAUCACCAUGUGUUCUGCUUACUGAGAACCCCAAAUCCAAUUCAAAUUCCGGUCUUGACAGAAUUGGACAGCAUCCCAACUUACAUUACUAAUCCACUCUACUUAACCUUAUGCACUGCUAUGGAGACUGCACAUCUUUCCUACCAUUUACAGCGCAGGAAGUUGCUGAAGAAAGCCAGGAAAUCCUACUUCAGAGUUUGAAAGAAGAAGAAGAGAGAUUCAAGAAAAGAUAUGAACUGAUUCAACAAAUAAGAGCAAUAGAGUAUCUGCCUUUAAUGAAGCAAAAAUUUGUUGACUUAACCCAGGUGAGUUCAUUAAGACAGAUUACAAAAGUGCCUGUGUGCAUUUAUUUGUUACUUUCCCAUCCAAGGUUCUCAGUCCAGCACCUGAUUUUACAGCUCCUUUGUGAGAUAGAUUAGGAUGAACGAGAGUGGCCUUCUUGGAAAUCUCCAGCCAUAGGUUGCUAGGGCUUGACUCCCUUAGAGCAACUUCUGGUCAGUGCAAUAACUAGCCAUUUCUGUACCCAGUCAUAGCUCUCCAUUCCAACUCAAACCUCAAAUAAUUUUCUAAUGAAGUCAGAGUUGUGUGUCAAUUAAUGUGCAGGCGACUCCCCACUUACAGGGGGAUUACAUUCCGGGCCGCUGUGUGCGUAAGCAAAAUGUGUGUAAGGGGGAUCCUUGUCAGAGCAGGGAACUAGGGAAAUUUCUUCUGCAACAAAACAUUCAGAGCUCUUCACAACCCUCCAUAACCAAAAGCAACCCAUACUCUUACCUGUGCCUCCAGAGCACCAGAAAUGGCAGGGAACAGCACGCCCGAUUUUGCUGCAUUACAGGUUCCCUGCCCAACAGUGUGGUAGCAGUGAGAGCUUCCACAUGCCAUCUUGAAACCCAUACAUUAUUUUUUUAAAGCCUUUUUGGGCUCCGGGAAGGGGUUUCUCACAAGCCACGAGGACUUCCAGCUCUCUCCUGCCAUUUCUAGGUUUGAAUUGAAAUCAAUUGGUUGAUUCAUUGAUUGAUUUUCUGGCGCGAGUUGAUCAUGCAUAAUUGGAGGGACGCUUGUAUAAUAAAAAAAGAUAGAAUUUGCCGGUUUCUCUUCUCUCUAGACUCCUAACCAUGGUGUUCUUGGUGAGAUGUCCAUAGUAGAACUGCAGGAACGCUUAGCCUUACUGAAACAAGCUCAGAAGAAGGCCGAAGAGGAGAAGAGGGAUCAGAUAAUCCAAGAAAAAUAUGCGAAGGAACAGCUUCUUUUGGACAAACUUGAGCAGAUCUCCAUGUUCAGAGACCAAUUUGGAAGAGCAGCUGCGCUGAAGUUAGUUUGAAGAACUGUAGCAUUUAUAAUACCUAAUUGUGGAUUAUGUAUUUACAGAAACAAAACAAAUAAUUGCUCUUCAAGUUAAUAGAUAGGAAAUAGCUGUAUUCUGUGACGGAUUUCAGAAGUUUAAUACUGCUUUUUAGUAGUAUUCACAAGUUGAGGGGUCCAGCAGCUAACAUGAGUAAAUUUUGACAUUUAAUAGUAAAUCUGAAUUCUUUGUGCUCUCACUCGAUGACCAGAAUCACAUUUCAGAGGUAAAGGACCUUGCAUGUGGGGGAAAUGUCAAAAACAAGUCUUAGGAGUAGAUUAUUCUGUCAUUCACCCUUUCAGAACAAGAACCACUAAAUGCCUUCAAAACAAAACACAAAAGCCAGGGUGUGUCCUUACAGGGUGGACUGAAAUGAUGAUUUGGGUAAUUUUAAAAAUUUCAUUCUAUAAUGUAUAUAAAUCAGAGAGAACAAUUAUAACAGAUGCCAAUUAAAAGAUGAAAACAAAACCAUUGACUAGGCACGUAGAAUAAGUAGUUACACCGUAUUUUUCGCUCCAUAGGGCGCACCGGACCAUAGUGCGCACCUAGUUUUGGGAGGAGGAAAACAAGAAAAAAAUGUUCUGAAUCCCAGAAGCCAGAACAGCAAGAGGGAUCUGGUUUCUGGGAUACCGUGUGGCUGUUCUGGCUUCUGGGAUAACCGCGCCAAGACUCUUCAGGGCAGCGGGAUGAAGGCUCCCCCUGCCCAAAGAGGCUGCGCACGGCUAAGGCAGAAGCCAGGACAGGCAUCUUCUGUUCCUCCUCCGGCUUCCAGGUCAGGCGCGUCGCCGCAAUGCCGGAGGAGGAACAGAAGGAGUCCCAUCUGUUCCUCCUCUGGCUUCGCAUGAUAGGCGCGUCACUGAUAGCCACCUGAAGCCUUUGGAGCGCAGUGGGAACGCUUGGGUUUUUCCGUCUUGCACUCUUUCACAAAUCACCUGGCUCCUGCAAAAGCUCAGGACCAAAAAACAAGCAUCUUUGAAUUUUGGUCAGUGGGAUUUUGGAGAGUGUGACAUAUGAGUUAAGUAGCAAUGUCCAAGCCAUUAAAGCAAAAAGCAAAAAUAAAAGUUUUCUUCAUAUAAAGAAAUAAUAUUAGUGCGGUUUUAUUGUCAAGUAUAGUUCCAAAUUUGCCAUGCUUGUGAUGAUGGUUGUCUUAAAAUGAUGCUUCUACUGUAUAUGUAAUGAAGGAAUGACAAACCAUAUAACAAGUGUCCAGAGGCUCUAGUCGUCGUCAAAAUAUGCAUAAUUUUCUCCAUCAUAGCUAUACUCCAUCUUGAAUGGUACUGUGUCCAAUGUAAGAUUUUGGGCUGUUUCCCAUUGAGUUGCAAUUAAUACAGUAUGUGAGCUGCCAGGACCAUACAUGAGGCCAAUUCUCAAUUCUCAUUUUUAUAUAUCUACCUUUGUAUCAUGAAGAAUAUUCCAUAACUGUAAUUUUGGACAAUAGUUUAUUUAGUAAUAUUUAUCAUUUCUGCCAAAAUUAAAUUCCAGAAAUCUUGUACCAAUGUGCAUUGUCACCAGAAAUGAUAAGCACCAAAUUUAUUGCAGCUCCCCCAAGAAUUAGGUGACAGAGAAGAAAACAUUUUGGGCAUUUGCAAGGUAAUGCGAUACCAUCUGUGUAGUAAUUUCAAGGAGUUUCCCCGAAAGAAACUAGAAACAGAUUUUAAGGGUUGUGAUUCCCAAAUUUUAUUCUAACUUUUGGGGAGAAUUUGUGUGCCAAUAUCAUCUUCCUAAGUUGCGUUAAGCAACACAGAGUGCAGCUUAGAAAUUAAUCCUUUUUGCUCUCUACCCAUUGUGUUCAAUAAUUUUAAAAAUUGUGUUAAGGGUCUCAGAGCUUGUUUCUUAAUUGUUAUUUUAUGAUUGAACUAUGAGUUUGAUUAAAAUAAGUUCGCAUUAAGGUUUGACAGAGCUAAUUUUAUCUGGUUGGUUAAUAGGUGUAGGUUGAUUAGCGGUAUAGAAAAAUCACAAUGUGUGUAAAAUCUUUGGAUUCCCAUUGUUCAAAUCACUUAUUUCUCCCCUGCUACAAAAAAUGGGUGAUCUGAUACUGUGAUUAAUGGGAAAAUAACAGCAUUUGUUCUUACUUUUUUCUUAUUUGCUCUGCAGGCUGGAGGAAAAGAAAACCAAGCCACCGCUUCGCGAACGCAUUUUGAAAGAUCAACAAGUUUUGGAGCUGAAACAAAAGAUUAUGGAAAAAUCUAUGGAGCGUAAAAUGCAAGCUGAGAAAAUGCAGACUGCAUCCCUAAAGUACGACGAAGGGUCAGUCACAUCUUGGAGGCCAAAGAAAGUAAGAAAUUUCUUGUUCUUGUGUAAAUCGCUGUCCAAACAUAGCAUGGAAAUAAGUUCUUUGCAGCUGGAACUGGACACAGUAUUCCAAGUGUGGUGACACCAUAGGUUUGUAUAAAGACAUUGCAAUCUUCAGUUUCACUGUCAGUCACUUUCCUAACGAUACCUACCAUGAAAUUUGCAUUGCACAGCUGCCACACACUGGAUCAUGUUCACUGAGCUGUUCACCGGGCUCCUAAUAUCUUGUCUGGUCAGUCACUAGCAAUUUGCACCCCAUUAAUGUACAGUGGUACCUUGGUUCUCAAAUGCCUUGGUUCUCAAACAACUUGGAACCCAAACACUGCAAACCCGCAAGUAAGUGUUCCGGUUUGCGAACUUUUUUCGGAAGUCGAACGUGGUCCAUUUUGAGUUUCACACUUCCGUUUUAAGUGUUACGCUGAGGCCCAUCUGUUUUUGCUAUUUAUUUUGCGUUUUUGUGGCUCUUCUUUUUUGCGUGACUGUGUGGAACCCCGUUUAGCUACGGAUUGAUUGUGUGACUGCAGUACAUUGUUUAUUGCUUUCAUUUUAUGGAACAAUGGUCUCGUUUAGAUAGUAAAAUUCAUGUUAAAUUGCUGUUUUAGGGGUUGUUUUUAGAAGUGUGGAACGGAUUAAUCUGUUUUGCAUUACUUUCUAUGGGAAAGUGCACCUUGAUUUUGGAACGCUUUGGUUUUGGAGUGGACUUCUGGAACGGAUUAAGUUUGAGAACCAAAGUACCACUGUAUAUUUAAAGUUAAUAUUCCUGCCCCCCCCCAAAAAAAUCACUUUAUAUUUGCUUAUGCUAAACUCUUAUUUGCCAUUUUACUUUUUACCACCUAGAACAAUUUGGUGCCUGCAGCAAACUUGCUCCCCUUACUGCUGAUCCCUAACUUCAGAUAGUUUGUGAACAAGCUGGAAAGUAGCAUUCCCAGUGCAGGUCAUAAUUGGCGGGUCUCACAUCCAUUGUGAGAAUUGUCUCUGCUUCCUGCCUUUACUGAUCCGUAAGAUGACCUGCCCCAUGACUGCUAAGCUUACUCAAGAGUCUGCUGAGGAACCUUUUGAAGAUUUGUUAGGAGCUAUUUGAAAGACGGCGGAAACGCCUCUUUCUGUUCACUUACAGACUUACUGGAGAACUCUUCAAGGUUAGUUAGAAUAGGACAUAACUUGGUGGAAGCCAUGCUUCUUCAGAAAUACUUGUUCUUCUGUAUGCUUGGUAAUUUUAUCUUUAAUAAUAUUAAUGUUAAACUAACUGGCCUGUAAGGUUAGCAAUUUCUUAUUUGAGUUCUUUAAGACAGCUCAAGUGGUUACCAUCUGGGUAUGGCUAUUUGUUAGCUUUUAAUUUGUUGGUGCAGCUUAGAACUUCAUGUCUUGCCACCACUAUUUGCCUGAGUUUUUGAGACCCUUUUCCUGAGCAGUCUGCUGUAUACUGCAGUGAAGACAGAAGCAAAUAAUUCAGUUUCUCUGCAGUCUCCCUUUCCUCCUUAGCGCACCUCUAACUCCCUUGCUAUCCAAUGAUCCAACUAUCCUCCAGCCACUUUCCUGCUUCCAAUGUUUAAAGAAUUGUUUUGGCGAUCUUUCCCCCUCAAAGAAUCAUUUCUGCCUCUGAUAGCUUUCGUGACUCUGUUCAUCAACUCUGCUAGCAACCUCUUGGACUUGCCAGUACCUUUCCUGAUCUGCAGAAGCGUCUGUUAAUUGUAGUUUUGAAUAACCACCAAAUGUUCUGGAGAUUUGACUCUUGACUUUCCCCUUUCAACUUGCUUUUUCCCAGUCUCCUCGUUUUUGAGAAGCUUCCUCUUUUGAAGUCAAAUAGGACUGUGUGAUUUUUGAUUUUCGCAAUUGUUCAGUUAUGUUGAAUUUGAUAGCACUGUGGUCAUUCUUGCCAGUUGGUUCCACAGCUCUUAGUUCUUGCGCCCGGUUUUGGGUGCCCCUUAAGAUUAAGUUCAGGGCCUUCAUCUCCCCUCUCAUCAGCUCCAUAAACACCUCUUGUAAGGCACUGCGAUUUACCGUAUUUUUUGCUCUAUAAGACUCACUUUUUCCCUCCUAAAAAGUAAGGGGGAAUGUGUGUGCGUCUUAUGGAGCGAAUGCAGGCUGCGCAGCUAUCCCAGAAGCCAGAACAGCAAGAGGGAUUGCUGCUUUCACUGCGCAGCGAUCCCUCUUGCUGUUCUGGCUUCUGAGAUUCAGAAUAUUUUUUUUCUUGUUUUCCUCCUCCAAAAACUAGGUGCGUCUUAUGGUCUGGUGCGUCUUAUAGAGCGGAAAAUACGGUAUAUUUAGAAAUGUUACCUCUUUGUUGUGACCAGAACAUGCAUUUACCCAAUCUAUGUGAGGGUGUAAUUGUGGUCACGUUACUACAACACUUACUUCUUGGGAUGCCUCCUUACUUUCAUGCUCCAUCUCAAAUUUUUGGUCAGGAGGUGAUACGAUGAUAGUAUGUCACCAGUGCCAAUUUCCUUUUGGUGCCUGGUAUUGCAGUUUACAAUUCUGUGGAGUAGUCUGCCUCUGGGGGUUUCUAGCUUGUUUGCCUCAGUGUCCUCUAAGCAACACCCACCACCUGGCAUACAUCUGGGAUCUCCUGGACAUUACUGGGAUCUCAAAGGCGGAAGUGAUUCCUGGGGGGGAAUCUGUGGAAGGCGGUGGGUUUUUUUGGUGUUUCUGUAAAAAAAAAGCUCAAGAACUUUGGGGUUAUUCUAGAAAAAAAGCUGAACAAUUUUGGGGUCUUCCUGAAAAAAACCUCAACUUUCGGGGUGUCCUGCUUUUUUACUUUUUGAAAUAUGACAUCUCUCCCCUUGUCUGUCUUUCCAAUAGAAUCUGCAUGUAGAAAUAAAUAUCCCACUGGUUCUCUCCGUUCUACUAGGUUUGUUAUUCCCAGCAUAUAGCCAGUGUGCAGGUAUAACAGUUAGCAUGUCGGAGUAGGACCUGGGAGACCAGGGUUCAAAUCCUUAUCUGGCCAUGAAGCUCACUGGGUGACUGUUAUGUACUGAGUUGAAUAGGAUCCAAAAGGCAGCAGUCUGAUUGGUCCUAGAACAAUAGGAUUCAGAAUGCAGCAGUCUGAUUGGUCCUAGAACAAUAGGAUUCAGAAUGCAGCAGUCUGAUUGGUCCUAGAACAAUUCAGCAGUAUGAUUGGUCCGCAGGAGCCACCCAAUCCAGCUCCAGGUGGAAGUGAAUCCGCAACCUGAUCGGCCUACAGGAGAAUUCCAGAAUUAGCCAAUCACAUGCGGCUCAUUGUGUAAAUGAUGUAUAUAAAGCAGAUAUUUUGGGGGAACUUUCAUUCCUCACUACUAUGAGCUGAAUAAAGAGCAUGAAAUCCACACUCGACUCAGAGUAUAUUUCAGUGACCUUGGGCUAGCCACCGCCUCUCAGCCUAAUCUACCUCACAGGGUUGUUGCGGGCAUUAAAUGUGGAGGAGGAGAAUCACGUAUGCCACCACGAGCUCCUGGGGCAAAACAGUGGCCCCUUCCCCACAAGCAGUAUCCAGGAAAGCUGUACUGAUGCUGGCAACGGGAGUGUGGUUCUGCUUCUAAUAGUACUGCCUCUGAUCUACAUUUGCGAGACCAUAAAAUGCUUUUCUCUUAUUGAACACCUUUGUACCAAUACCAGAAUAUUCUGUGUGUUGCUUCCACAGAAAUCUCAGCGUGAGGAUCACUGGAAGAAGUUGGAAGAAAGUCAACAGCGGCAGUUCAAAAUGCUUCAACAUGGUUUUAUGGCAAGAGAAUUGACUCAGAAAAGGAUGACCAAUGAGACUUUAAGAACUGGAACCAAGGCUUGUAUAUUGCGCUCUUAAGUCAGACAAAGCUAUUUCUACGUUUAUUUCUGUUUAUGAGACGUUUACUAGGUCUUUUAUACUGUAAGCACCAAGAGCUAGUUUUGGUUCACAGUAUCUCAGUAUUCUUUUUCAGCUGUUUCCUACCGUUACAAGAUUUCCCUCCCAUUGAUGUCAAUGGGAGAGAGAAUUAAUGCACUAAGGCUAGCGCCCUCCCUCCCCAACCCCCGCCUCCUACUCCUGCCCCAGCCAGCACAGCCCCUUUUUGUCAUUACCUCCAUUGGAGCAUCGGUGUCAGACUAGCAAGAGUGGUGGAAAUUUCCAUGUCCACAGUGGGGAGGUUUGUUCCAUUAAAGAUAACCCACAUUGUGAAAACGUGUCUGGCUGAGUAUGUCCUCCUCAUCACAUGCAAUUUACAAUGCUCUGCUAAGGCAGUGCCCAGACCACAAAUUUGGCAAGAAUUCUCUUGCGCUCCUCCACUGCUUGAAAUCUCUAGGCUUGCCGACACUAAAAGGAAAGUUACCAACUCUCAGUAACACAUAAUUCUUGGGAAGAAGCCCUCCUGAAUAUGAUGGGAUUUAUUUUUGAGUAGACACGCACACCAGACUUUGGCGUAAAACAGGUGUUUUGAGCUGGUGGGAGUUAAACUUGUUUUUAUUCACCCCCUUCGCUGUUCUGCCAGGCUUCAGUGCAAUGCAUCAAAAAGUAACCGGGGUCCACUGUGCCAACCAGUCAUUCAGUCCUGCCUUUGCCAGUUAACCCCUUGAUCCCUGAUAAAUGGUGAUUCUGUAAUGCAGAAAAUAAGAUGGUAGCCUACAUUGUGACGUCUUGAUCAUAUAAGCUCUGUUAAUGCAGUCAAAGAAAUGCCAUACACAUACACAGCUUACACGAAGCUACUGGGAGGUGGGUUUGUAGCUGGUUGACUGACUAAACCCGGAGUGUGCUCACCAGUGGUUCCUUGUCAUCCUCAAAAAAGGUGACAAGCGGAGUGCCACAGGCUUCUGUCCCGAGCCCAAUAUUGUUCAUCAUCUUUGCAAAUGACUUGAAUGAUGGAAUUGAGUGGAUGCCCAUCAAAUAUGCAGAUUACACCAACCUUCCUCAGCUUUCAGGAACUAGUAACAAUAGAUACAGCAUUAACUAUAUAGCCCUGUUUAGGGAAGUUUUAAAUAUUUGAUAAAGUUUUAUUCUGUUUUCAAUCUGUUGGGAGCCACCCAAGUUUGAGCAGAUGUCUUAUCUGAAGCUGCCUGUCCAUUUUAAAAGAUACAGAUGUGUUUUCUUAGCCUUUAAAUUGUUUGCACUGAAACACAAGCAGUUGGGGAGAAUUUUCACAUCCCCCCCAGCUCCUGCCCAUGUUUGCCAUGCUUGAAAGAGGCUUCAGGUUUCCUCACAAAUCCUCCUGUAUGUGUGGUUUUAGGAUGAUGCCAACUAGCCACAUAAGGCUACUUUCCACGCCUCUGAAAUAAUGUUUCAAGUUUGGGCUUUUCAAAUUGCUGGUAGUGUGAGGAAGACAAAAGUAUAUUAGCAGGCUUAUUGUCUCCCAGUUUCCCACUCAUUCAUUGUCUUUGUGGUCCAAGGUGUGUGCAAAAUUCAAGGAAAACUAUGGGCAAGGUAGGUGAAGUAUCUUACUCUUUUUUUUAAUCAUUGGCCAUUUCCAUUUCUUCCGCAUCUUCACAGAUGUGGUAUAUCGCACCGAGUUUCUUGAUGUACUGGAAGAGGGGAGGACCAGGGUUCAAAUCCCAUUUAGCUAUGGAGCCUGGGCCAAGCACUUUCUCAGCAAAACUCGCCUCACAGGAUUGAUGAGGAAAAGGGCCGGUGGUGGUGAUUGUGAGAACUUUGUACAUUAGCCUGAGCCCCUUAAAGAAGCGGUGGAAUCAAAGUAUAAUAAAUUCAAACUGAGCUUGCAAAUGCCUUGGGGGAAAUACAGUGCAACAUCUUAGCUGCAAAAGGCGAGAGCUAUGCCUGCUGCCUUUUAAGCCCCCCAUGCACCCCCACCAGCAGCCCAUUUUCUAAAGAAGGGUGAAUGUGUGCUCAGUUAUCAGGACAAAACUUGAGCUCAGCCUGCAGAAAAGCUGAAACUGACUCGGGAAAGGUGGAGAAGUGCUGCCAUGAAUGCGUGCUCUAUCAUUUCACGUUCUUUAAUGUACCGAGUAGACCUGUUGCACCAAAUUGCAGCCAUGUUUCAGGUCUCCUGAAAGUGGCAAAAAAGGAAGAGUCCUCAUGCUCUUAGGAAUCCUACACGUUGCCAGCUGCACAUAUAUUUCCAGAAAUAAAUGCAACCACAGAUAAGUAAAAACUUCCAGCAACUGACAGGUAAUUCGGCGAAAGUAGUGUUAUGUUUCUGCUAAAGGAAGGGGGGGGGGGGAAAGGAAGAAAAGACAGUGUUAACAGUCACUAAAAUCCCCUCCAUAUUUUUGUGAAAGUAGAAAGGAGAUCAAGGCUGCUGGUGCCACUCCUAUGUGGAUUCAACAUUUCUGAGAAAGCCAGAAAUGUUCAAUGAGGAAUGCCAGAAAAAGGUGUAAGAGUCAGGAGGAUGGCAUGUGAAGAUUCUGACGGAACCUGCAACCUAGCUGGGAUACUUUGAAAUUGCCUUGCAGUACAGCACUCUCUGCAGUCUGCCGGCUUUCAUAUGUUUUAAUGGGAUAAACAAUGGCAUAGCUUCUUAAUCAUUGCUCCUACUUGCCAUCAGCCUGUAAAACAGUAGAAGUCAGUUGCUCUGUUUAUAACUGCAUGAAAAUUUAAUUUUAAUAGAUUCCCCCCGCCCCCCUAGUAACAGCACUCAACAUUUUUAACAAACCCAGUCUUUUGAAAAAGGGAAUUACAAAAAGGUAAAAUAAGUUGUCUCUUCUAUUUAAUGGCAAGGUAAACUUUCUCUUUUGUAAAAAUGUGAAAUGAAAGAACUGCCUCCUAAGAAAUAGCAGGAUUAACAUGAUAUGUUAUUUGAGACUGGAUCACACAAUGUAUGUAUGGCUGACCAUCUGAAUGGAACGUAGUGCAGCCAAUAGAGCACUUUCUAAACUCUGAAAGGGUAAGGCUUGAUGUGCUGGGAAACUUUAUACGAAAAUAACUUACACCCCAGAAUGGACAAAAACCAAGGUAGAACAUAGAAGAGAUUACAUGACACCCUCAUUACAGAACCUCCUCAAGUCUCAUUAUAAAAUUUAUAUUAAAACUUAGUAAAGUGCAUCUUUUAAAAGACUUGUCUAGUGAAAGAGCAUUUGGAAAAUAUAAAACACUUAACACAAGACAUAUAAUAAUAGUUAAAUCAGAAUGUACAUUUUCAAAAACUACUUUUUUAAAUUUUUUGAUUCACUCAAGAAUAAAUGGUGUCAGCUACAGUAGUGUUCACAUUAUUCUUCAGUAUUAUGCAGCCUCAUAUGAUUUUGUUAGUUGGCAAUCUUUAGAUUUGGAGCAUGGCAAAAGAAGCAGUCUAAACCACUGCUACUUCUCUCUGUGUAAUAAGGCUCCUCUGGCAGACAGAUGCAUGCCAUAAAACCAUGCUCAGAUUUUGGGAAGCUUUGGUGCACUGACCACAGGAUUGGCCUCCUGCAAGUACCUCCGCCCUGCAUUCUUGUAGUCAUAAGUACAUGUGUGAGUCUCUGCAUAGCGGUGAGUUGCACAGAAGUUGUUUCCACAUCUGAAAAGAGAAAGGCAAGUGUUAGCGAUCUUCCACAAAUCUCAUAGUCCAGAUACUGUCCCAGAAAUAAAAUAAUGCCGUUUUUAAUGGUUGAAGGUCUCAUCUAAACGAGUUGAGUAACACAGGAAGGCUUGUAAAACCAGAGAGACAAAAUCACUAACUCCUGAUGCGAGAUCUGCAUUCUUUGUACAGCACGAUCUACUGUAUGUUCACUGGAAAAAAGUCCGUUUUGGAUAAGGAAGAUAUUGGACUAUGCAGAACUGGCAAAAUCCAACAGCAAAAUUAAAAAAAUCUAAUGAUGAGUGUUUUGUGGAAGAAUGGAUGCUUUUUCAGACUACUUAAAUAUUAUAGUAUGGUGAACUCAUGAGCAGGAUUUCAGCUAUGAGCAACAGAAGUAAUUUGAAUGUAAUAAUUUGGUUAUGUUUUGAUAGACGGAAGAUAGGCUGCAGCAGUAGGGGAGUAAAAACAACUGCAUGGGAAAAGGGGUGGGGAGUCAACAAAAAUAUGACAAAAGGUGAACUUGUGUUAUGACUAUGUAUGUUAAAAAUGUUGAAACUCAAUAAAAUAUAAUUGGA